CCGCCUUGUGUUUUUCCUGGAGACGACGAUGGGCUGGUCAGGUUGGGAUGGCAGAAGUGCGCUUCUCCGGGUGACUCUUCUGUUGACAUCCUUGGCCCCAUCUGUCGACCACGUCAGUGCUGAUAUGGACGUCAGAGGUAGGACACAUUUUUAAUAGCCAUGUUUUCAUAUCUCUGGAAUAACCGUUAGAAUUUAGGCUGGCAAUCAACAUUUCUCGCAACACAAUACGAUUGGGCUGUGGUUGUAGUUAAUGUUGACAACCUCUAGAACUAUAUGAACUUAACGUCAUAUAAGAUGACUGUUAACUUAUCUGUAAGUCAACAAAGAACCCAGUGAAAGAUCUCAGCAAAUACUUUAUAUAUAUAGGGUUUGACUAAUCUUUACGCACCUAUGUCAUUGCAACCGUGAUGCCAUCUCGUUGUCAUCUGUAAAUAUAUAUAUAUAUAUAUAUAGGGUUUGACCACUCUUAACGCCCCUAUGUCAUCGCAACUGAGGCUUAAGGGUGUCGCCUCGUGAUGCACGUUGUCAUUUGAUGCCAUAUAUCAAAGAUUUUUUUUUUCAAAUGGAUUAAUCAGUUUGAUAUCGACCAAAUAGUCGUGUCUUAUCCCCGUUGAACCCUUUGUGUCAUGUGUUGAGCUAUCUUGAGGUCACACGUUAUGAGCACUUUGUUCUGUCUGGUCCAGCACGUGUCUAAACUUUGAUGAAACCAUAGCAACUUUGGACAAAUCUUUAACUGAAAGGUAGUAUUGAAAAAUAUGUCGUAUAACUAACAAGAAGAUUUAAAAUCAGAUGUUUGAACUAUACAAGCUUAUUGCUUUGUAUGGUGUCUAAUACAAAAUAUCUGAUGUAAUAAUGUCAGACAAUAAAACAUUAAAACAUUAAAUUGUAUGUUGUAUAACAAAAAAUAAUGUUUGUCUGAUGAGAAAGAAUGUUUACUUAUGUACGCCUAUAGCUUUUUGCUUUUCUGAGAACAACUACCAUUUUGAAGCUUUUCAAAGAUUUGCUUGUUAACCCUUAGUUUUGUUAAGUCAUAGUUUUGUUGUAAAGUCUUAGUUUUGUUGUUAAAUCAUAGUCUUGUUGUAAAGUCUUAGUUUCAUUGUAAAGUCAGAGUUUUGUUGUUAAAUCAUAGUCUUGUUGUAAAGUCUUAGUUUCAUUGUAAAGUCUUAGUUUCAUUGUAAAGUCUUAGUUUUGUUGUUAAAUCAUAGUCUUGUUGUAAAGUCUUAGUUUCAUUGUAAAGUCAUAGUUUUGUUGUUAAAUCAUAGUCUUGUUGUAAAGUCUUAGUUUCAUUGUAAAGUCAUAGUUUUGUUGUUAAAUCAUAAUCUUGUUGUAAAGUCUUAGUUUCAUUGUAAAGUCAUAGUUUUGUUGUUAAAUCAUAGUCUUGUUAGUAAAGUCUUAGUUUCAUAAUAAUCUUGUUGUAAAGUCAGAGUUUUGUUGUAAAGUCAGAGUUUUGUUGUCGAUUUUGUUUUCGUAUAGUUUUUCAAAUCUUUAAAACAAAACUUUCAAUGGAUUUGUGCUGUAUGUGCAGGCAUAGUUCGUCAACCCAUUGUUUAUAAUUAUAAUCUUUAUAAAAAAAGUAUUAGCAUUUCAAACGUUUUUAAAAAUGUUUUGUACAAUGACGUCAUCACACACUUUUAAAUUCACACAUUUUUUUUUUUGGUUAAUUUUUUUUUUCUUCUGAUCUUUGAUGUCUUCUAUAUUUUGAAUCCUCUAUAUUAACUUUGCUUUUGAUUGUAGCUGUCUGGCUGGGUGGCAAAAUGCAUGUGUUAUCAAAUGUUUAGCCUCACCCCCCCCCUCCCCUCCCAUUGCUCUAUGUUACAUUUGAUAAAAGAUUUAGAGGACAAGCUUUGUUUUAAGGGGUUGUCACCUUUUGUACAAAGUUUAAGGCGUCUCUUUCCAUUGUUUCAGUCACUUCUGUAACACGGUAGAUAGACCCCUAUCGUUCCAUUGGUUACCCUUACUGUUGUGACACUCUUACCCCACCCCCCUUUUUCAAGUGUUCUCUCGUGUAACAUUCCCAACUUUCUCUUGACACUGUUAUCUUCUCUUUAUAAACGUCCUUUCCCACUAUCUUUACAUUGUAAUAUUUUCUUUUGUAACAUUCUGAUCCCUCUUUUUCCAUCGUUGUCUUCUAUUUUGUAGCAUUCGUACCCAUUAUCUUUUCAUUGCCGUCCGCUCUCUUUACAUUGUUACCUUUUCAUUUUUUUUUUUUGGUGACAUUUUUUACUCUUACCCCUUGACAUCUGCUUAAUCAUCAGAAAAAUUUUUGUUAAAAUUAUUUUUUCUAACAUUUCUGCCAGUGAAGGACAUAGAGAUGUCAGAUAGAUAUUCUUUGUUGUCAGUCUGUCAUAUCAUCCAUGAGAUGUCAGAUACAUAUUCUUUGUUGUCAGUCUGUCAUAUCAUCCAUGAGAUGUCAGAUGCAUAUUCUUUGUUGUCAGUCCGUCAUAUCAUUCAUGAGAUGACAGAUGCAUAUUAUUUGUUGUCAGUCUGUCAUAUCAUCCAUGACAUGUCAGAUACAUAUUCUUUGUUGUCAAUCUAUCAUAUCAUCCAUUAGAUGUCAGAUACAUAUUUUUUAUUGUCAGUCUGUCAUAUCUGAUCAAUUUUGAUUGUAUUUCAAUGUCAAGAGAGUCACGCUUACGGAUGUAAGUUGACAAUAUGUCAAAUGAUUCCAGUUGUCAAUUUGCUAGAUGAUUUAAGUUGUCAUUAUGUCAGAUGAUUUCAUUAUUUAACACUGUAUGCGACUAAUUUCAGUUGUCAAUCUGUUGGAUUAAUUCAGUUGUCAAUAUGUCAGAUGAUUUUAGUUGUCAAUAUGUCUGAUGAUUCCAGUUGUCAUUAUGUUAGAUGAUUCCAGUUGUCAUUAUGUUAGAUUAUUUCAGUUGUCAAUAUGUCAGAUGAUUCCAGUUGUCAUUAUGUUAGAUGGCUUCAGUUGCCAAUAAGUCAGAUGAUUUUAGUUGUCAAUAUGUUAGAUGAUUUCAGUUACCAUUAUGUUAGAUGAUUUCAUUUUGGCAAUAUGUCAGAUGAUUUCAGUUGUCAUUAUGUUACAUGAUUCCAUUUGUUAAUAUGUCAAAUCAUUUAAAUGGUCAUUAUGCAAGGCGAUUUCAAUUGUCAAUAUGUCAAAUCAUUUCAGUUGUCAUUAUGUUAAAUGAUUUCAGUCAUCAUUACAUUAGAUGAAUGCGGUUGUCAAUACUUUCACUAGGUUAGAUCAUCGUUUCUCACAACACAUUUCUUAGUCGUUAAGAACACCUUGAAAGUAAAUUAGUAUAAAUAGGAGGCCACGUAGGUAAAUAUUACUUUUAAGUGGCCUACAGGUCCCCAAAAAGUGGCCUACAGGUGCCCAAAAAGUGGCCUACAGGUCCCCAAAAAGUGGCCUACAGGUGCCCAAAAAGUGGCCUACAGGUCCCCAAAAAGUGGCCUACAGGUCCCCAAAAAGUGGCCUACAGGUCCCCAAAAAGUGGCCUACAGGUCCCCAAAAAGUGGCCUACAGGUCCCCAAAAAGUGGCCUACAGGUCCCCAAAAAGUGGCCUACAGGUCCCCAAAAAGGUUUAAGAAAAGCUGUUAUUGAUUUCACUGUCACAUAGUGCUAGAACAAAUUUAAUUUGUUGGAGCAAGAAUAUGGCAGUAUGCCAAAUCGUGCUAGGUUCUGAUGUUGUAUGUCAGAUGUUGCACUAUCGUCCGAUGACUUGACAAUGCUCAAAACAUCAUAUGUCAUUGGUAUGGAUAUCGAUUUAAAUUUUUAAAUUUUAGGAAUAACAUAGUUUCAAACUGUUUCGUGAGUCUUGUUUAGCCAUCACCACCUUAAGUUUGGUCUCUCCGCGAAACUUUCUUAAUUUAUCAUUAUGCUGCUAAAGGAUGAUCUCUUUAUGCAUCUAAUAGAUGAUCUCUUUAUGCUGCUAAAAGAGGAUCUCUAUCUUUUAAUUACUUGUAGCUUUGAAUGGUGAACAUUUCCCUCCCAUGUAUCAUACAACUGGUUUGCUUCGCUGAAUAGCAAUAUGCUUUAAUUUAUCAUUUCAAUAGUAUUUGGAAAAAAUGUUUGUUAAAAGUUAAUGUCAAGAGUAUAUUGAAAGAGUGUUUGUGAACAGUCUGUGUCAAGGGUAUUUGGAAAAAGUGUUUGUUAAAAGUCAUUGUGUCAAGAGCAUCAAUGUGUCAGUGGUAUAUGUGUCAUACAGGGAAAGUUCCAGAGAAUAUGUUGAAAAUAAAUGCCAAUAGUGCGUUUUAACAAUAUAUGUCUCAAUCAUUUAUCGAAUUUUCAUAUGUUUACAUCAGUGAUUCCCAAACUGUUUCUGCCCCACACGCUCCAACGAGCACAUACCCAUGUUAAACGUGCCGUCUCGCUUCACUGGAAAAGCUAAAUAUUUUUUUUUUCCAAAAAGACAUCUCAAUGAUGCCAUCAGAAAAAAAUGUCAUUUUAAUUUCACGGCCUGUCAAACCCUAGAACUUGAACAUCGUAGAAUAAAACUAAUCACACGCAUAACAUCGUUAUAUUGCAAAAAGUGGCCAACAUCCAAUGAGGUGAUUUUUCUUGUAAAUUUCAUGUGUCUAAUCACCACCCACUGCCCCGUAAAUAAGAUCCUUUAAAGUCCCCCACAAUCUUUAAAUCCCCCCCCUCCCACGUGGGAAGUAUCCCCCACGUUAAGAAACACUUGGCUAUGUGUCGAUGUGUUGCGUCUAGAUCUUGUGUCAGUGUAAUGUGUCUAGAUGACGUGUCAAGAUCAUGUGUACAGAUCGUGUGUCAAGAUUAUGUCCAGAUUAUGUUUCAAUAUAAUGUGUGUAGAUAAAUGUGUCAAGAUUAUGUUUACAGAUCAUGUGUCCAGAUUAUGAAUCUAGAUCAUGCAACGGUGUAUGUUUAAAUAAUGUGCCCAGAUCAUAUGUCCAGAUAAUCUGUCAUGAUUCGGCCCAGAUGUGUGAAGUUAAUGCCAUGUGUCACGAGUAAGUUCUUUGACCGCCUUUCAGUCAAUUAUAACAUUUUGUAUGGAUUUUUGUGUCGCUUAUACUUGUGGGCGGAGCUACACCACCUAGACAUUUUGCGCGUGGAUUUGCCCGGGUAACCAUGGUAACGUCGGAUAAAGCGGUGCUAGCCCCGGGCAGGGCGUGGGCCAAUAUUGGAUCUUAACGCAUUCUUCAUGUCACGGCUGCACAUAAGGAAGUAAACACUUGCCUGAAUACAAAACAAGCUCUCACCUUGGGAAAUUAAAAAAAAAAGUGACGUAAUGUGAGCUCUUGUAUUGUGUAAAAAAGCUGUAAAGCUGAGAUAGUGUUCAAGACGUGUCUUAACACAUACAAACGUGUCUUAACACAUACAAACGUGUCUUAACACAUACAAACGUGUCUUAACACAUACAAACGUGUUUUAACACAUACAAACGUGUCUUAACACAUACAAACGUGUCUUAACACAUACAAACGUGUCUUAACACAUACAAACGUGUCUUAACACAUACAAACGUGUCUUAACACAUACAAACGUGUAUUAACACAUACAAACGUGUCUUAACACAUACAAACGUGUCUUAACACAUAAAAACGUGUCUUAACACAUACAAACGUGUCUUAACACAUACAAACGUGUCUUAACACAUACAAACGUGUAUUAACACAUACAAACGUGUCUUAACACAUAAAAACGUGUCUUAAUACAUACAAACGUGUCUUAAUACAUACAAACGCUACUAAGCAAAAAUUGAACAUAUAUGGGAAGGCAUUAAGGUCAAAUAGUGGCUCACCAAUGUAUGAGUUAAUAUAGGCUCACCAAUGUAUAUGUCUUUAUAGUGGCCUCUAAUUUAUGGGUUAAUAUCGGCUCACCAAUGUAUGGGUUAAAAUUGUCUCACCAACGCAUGGGUUAAUAUUUAGUUCACCAAUGUAUGGGUUAAUAUUGGCUCACCAGUGUAUAGGUUAAUAUUGGCUCACCAAUGUAUAGGUUAAUUUUGGCUCACCAAUGUUUAGGUUAAUAUGUGCUCACCAAUGUAUAGGUUAAUAUUGGCCCACCAAUGCAUAUGAGUUAAUAAUGGCUCACCAAUGCAUAUGAGUUAGUAAUGGCUCACCAACGUAUAGGAGUUAAUAUUGGCUCACCAACGUAUAUGAGUAAAUAGUGGCUCAACAGUGUCUAUUAGCUAAUUAUAAUGGCUUAUCAAUGUAUAUGGGUCAAUAUUGGUUCACGAAUGUAUGUGUUACUAUUGGCUCACCAAUGUAUGACUCAAUAGUGGCUCACUAAUGAAUAUGUCGAUGGUGGUUUACCUCUGGAUGUGUCGAUUGUGGUUCACCAAUUAAUGUGUCAACUGUCUGUUGAAAACCAUAUAACCACCUACUGCGUCUAUAUUGAAGAGUUAACUCUAACUCUACUACCAAUGAUGUGUCCCACGCCAGUAGCCGGCGGUGGUCAAGUUUGAUGACCAAUGACGAGUAGUGUAUUGCUCACGUUGUCGACCACUGUGUUAUGACCACCCCCCCCCCCCCCAAAAAAAAAAAUUAUCUCGUUUGUCUGAGUAGCGGCAAAUCAGAUACGUCCAUAUGGUCAGGGCACCAGAGGAUUUAGUGGCACUGGUCGGCUGAGAUAAUGUCAUUAGUGUCCGGGAUUCUCUGAGUAGUCCUCAGCGAGUCUUAAGCAAAACUCGCACCAGAUGCACCGGACUUGCCGAUAGAAAUGGCCACGGCUUACUGGUGGCAUGUAAGUGUUGGACGUGGUCCUGGUGAAAACUGUACCCCAUGUACGGGUGGGACGUAAUGGCUGUGUUCAAGAAUCCUAUGACCAAAUUAAGGCCUUUUUUUUUUGUGUUGGUUGCACUGGGACGUUUAAAGGGAUUUUCUAUAGAUCUCCGCACUGCGUGUAAAAAGUUGUUAUUUUGUACCAGCUCUAAGCACACAUUAUAUCAGAGGCGUAGCUAAGGGGGGCAGAGGGGGGGAUAGAAGUCCCUGGGCGCCAGACUAGUUAGGGGCGCCAAAAUGUACUUUGUUAUUAUAUUAUUGAUGAAAAUAACUCUUUAAAUGAAUCUUGUCCCCCCGGCGCUGAACACUCUAGCUACGCCUCUGAUUUUUAUCGAUUGUACUUUGGCUGGAUUAAAGAGAAUUAUACAAUUUUUUUAAUAAAUAUUUUACUGAACCAGAUAUAACAGAUCUGAUGUUGGAAACAAAAUAUAAAAGUAAGGAUGAGUCGUCCAUCUGGUGUAGAGAUUAGUGACCAGGAUUUACUUAGUAAAGCAGGAGAUUAUAGGUGAUAUGUGAUGUAUUCGAUUGGAAUUAUUGAAAUAUAAUGCCUUAAUAUUAUAUACAUUCACAAAAUAAAGCCGAUUAAGUGAAUAUUUAGUGAAACUAUUAGAGUACAGUGAAUUGAUGUAUUUGUAUUUGGGGCCUUAAAAUCAAUUAUAUUUAUAAUAUAUCAUGAUGAUAUUAUAUCAUGCAACAAGCAUAUUUAAAAAAUAUAUAUUUAAUGAAAUAAAAUGUCAUUUUUCUACGUGAUCUAGUGCUAAGCGAUAACUCUAAAAGGAUCCUGGUGAUAGGUUGAAUGCAAACUCUUUUGAAGGUGCUAAAGGGAAACUAGAGGAAAUGUUGGCGAUUCUCAGUAAUAAUUGUCUUUAAUUGUCGACUUAUCUUUUUGUGUUGGCUUGUCUCCAAUGUUUUGAUGACAUUACCUGUUGUGUGUGAAGGGCUCAUACAUUCGCCCAUAAUGUGAUUUGGGGGCAGGAUAAAGUAAUCCAGGUCCAGGUAUUGAUCAAAACGAGACUUAAGCCUUCAGUCUGCCCGUCUGGCCACUAUUGACCAAGACGAUUUGAUGCCUGAAAGAAAUGAAACCUCGAGCAAAAAAAAACCAAAAAAAAAAACCUUGUCUGUGAGGACUGUUAAUGCGAAGAUGGGAUGAGGGACUGGGAGUAGGGGUGAGUUUAACACAGGAAUAAUACUUGUCUUAAUCCUUGCCUUAAUCCUGAUCUUAAACUGGUGGGCGAUCGCCCUAGCUCGCCUGGCAGAAUCGCUGGCAGAAUCGCUGGCAGAAUGACAGGCAGAACCGCUGGCAGAACCGCUGGCAGAACCGCUGGCAGAAUCGCUGGCAGAAUCGCUGGCAGAACCGCUGGCAGAACCGCUGGCAGAAUCGCUGGCAGAAUCGCUGGCAGAAUCGCUGGCAGAAUCGCUGGCAGAAUCGCUGGCAGAACCGCUGGCAGAACCGCUGGCAGAAUCGCUGGCAGAAUCGCUGGCAGAAUCGCUGGUAGAAUCGCUGGCAGAAUCGCUGGCAGAUUAUCAACAAAACAUAAAAAAUGACGGCUAAAUAAAAAAAAAAAAAAUAAAAUAAAAGAAAGAAUGUGAGAUGAAGAAAUCAUGGUGGACUCUGAUUAGAUCUGAUUUGUGAGUCUGGGUCUGGAAUUCUAAUGAGUGAGAUAUCGGUCUCGGUCUCUGGGAUCGUCUCAGCCAAUUUAAGAUAAUUGCGGGAUCGAUUCUAUGUUAGCAAUGAUUAAUAAGGUCACGUGGGUUCGCAUUCAUUAUUAGUAUACUGUGUUCAAUUGACCACCCAUUUGCUGUUUGACCCCAUGGUUAGUAUUAGCACUAUGCAGACAAUAUCUUUCUCCCCAAAUUCUUUUUGUCGUAACUUCUGAUUAUUAUCAGACUAUAUAUUUUUUCCUCCAGAAAAUGCGUGCAUUGAAAAUAUUAAUUUUAUUUUUGAGUAAGCGCAGUCUUACACUUACAGAACUGGUCAACAUAAAAAAAAUGUUGUAACUAUGAAGUAUGGAUUGCUUAAUUUUUAAAAACCUUGACCUCGGAUAUGUAAGGAGAGUUGGAUAAAGUCACGUCAUAAUGAGACAUAGAAUUGAGCGUUUAAUGACAUGAUUUGGGGAAACAGAACAGUCUAGGUAGGCAACACAUAUUAACUGCCAAUGUCACACAUUAACUGCCAAUGUCACACAUUAACUGCCAAUGUCACACAUUAACUGCCAAUGUCACACAUUAACUGCCAAUGUCACACAUUAACUGCCAAUGUCACACAUUAACUGCCAAUGUCACACAUUAACUGCCAAUGUCACACAUUAACUGCCAAUGUCACACAUUAACUGCCAAUGUCACACAUUAACUGCCAAUGUCACACAUUAACUGCCAAUGUCACACAUUAACUGCCAAUGUCACACAUUAACUGCCAAUGUCACACAUUAACUGCCAAUGUCACACAUUAACUGCCAAUGUCACACAUUAACUGCCAAUGUUACAAAUUACCUGCCAAUGUCACACAUCAACUGCCAAUAUCAACGUAUAAAUAAAGUAUAAUUGUUACAUUGCAAUUUUUAUUUAUAAUAAAUUUGUGGUCAUAUAAUUAUGAAAUUACGCACACAAGUGCGUAAAAAAAUUAGCAAUUGAUUGAUUGAUUGAUUUAAAUGUGAUCUAAAAAUUAAUCAAAUUAAGGAGAGAAAUAAAAAAAAUAAUUCCAACGCUGUAAGUCUACAUUGCUUUCUCAAACAGCACAGGUCCUGUAUAGAUACUCGCAUCUUCAGGAUAGGGCUUAGCCGGAUACUGACCCAGAUACCAAGAAAUGCCGAGUACUAGCACACCUGGCACAUACCCGGACCCGGAGAAAAAAAACGAAACCGAGCCCGGGUGUUUAAAAAAAGAAGUUAUAUUCUCAUUGUAUACGUGUUUUAUGUUUGUCUUAGCCAGAUGCAUAUCUUUGGCUGCCAUGGCACGUUAUGCACUGACAUUUCAUUUCCCAGGAUCAUUUCAAGGCCUGGAUGGUAUCAAGGCUUGGAUGGUAUCAAGGUUUUGAUGUAUGAAGGCUUGGAUAUAUCAAGGCUUGGAUGGUAUCAAGACUAGGGGGAACAACGCUUGGAUGGUAUAAAGGCCUGGAUCAUAUCAAGGCCCGGAUGGUUUGAAGGCUUAGAUGGUAUCAAGGCUGGGAUGGUUAAGGCUUGGAUGGUAUCAAGGCCUGGAUCUUUUUAAGGCUAGGGGGUAUCAAGGCUUGGAUGGUAUAUAGGCCUGGAUUGUAUCAAGGCCCAGAUGGUAUCAAGGCGUGGAUGGUAUCAAGGCUAGGAUAGUAUCAAGGCUGGGAUGGUUAAGGCUUUGAUGGUAUCUAGGCUACGAUGGUGUCAAUGCCUGGGUGGUAUCAAGGCAAUGAUGGUACCAAGUCCUGGAUGGUAUCAAGACUACGAUGGUAUCAAGGCCUGUGUGGUAUCAAAGCUUGGAUGGUAUCAAAGCUUGGAUGGUAUCAAGGCUUGGAUGGUAUCGCAUUGGCAAUGGUGUUAAUAUACAUUUUUUUUUGACAGUGAGUUGACUGGUUCCUUAUUGUUUCUUCGCUCUGGCGACACUACAGCUACAUAAAAUAUAUAUUUAAAAAAAAAACAACUGUUUUCAUUUAGUAGAUGGACAGAAGCUACUUCAAUGUAACUAUUUUGACAGUCAAUUUUCAUUUUAAAAUAAUGUCAUUGUGCAUGACUUAUUUUUUUCCAUCGAUUUACUUUUUUCAUUUUUUUUUUUCAUGUGUGCCUAAACUUAAAAGUUGUCAGCUUCCUCACCAAGCUAUAAUAGGGUGUGUGAAUUGAUCAAAAAAUGUUCUAGCGAUUGAAUUAGAGAGCCCCCAUCUAAAGAAAACCCAUACCCCUUUAUAGCCUUCACUUCUGCUUCGCUCCACCCCUUUUGAAAAGUUCAGUAGCGCCCUUUUAUCCACCAGACAACUUCCAACCCGCCCCCACUUCUCAACGCCUGAUUCUUCCUUUCAAGGAAUCGUUGUGGGUUUUUGCGUCACCACAACAUUGGUUGAUGUUACAAAGGGGUCAAGUCGUAAAACUUUGAGAACCACUAGGAUAGGAUGGUAUGAUUAAGCUAUUAAUGUUUACACGCCUUCAAAUUGAUGCCUUCGCUACUGGUUCUAUACAUGGCUACUGGCUCUGUACACGGCUACUGGUUCUAUACAAGGAUACUGGUCCUAUACAUGGCCACUGAUCCUAUUCAUUUUUUUUCUUUAUUGUUCGUGGGCGUGGAAAAAAGAUUUGUUGCAUAAUAAAUAGAAGAGACCCCAUUCUUAAAACGUAAUUAUUUUACAAACGCAAAUAUCUGAAAUAGAUACUUCUUUAAAAACAAUCAACAUUUUUUAUUUAAUACUUUCUACACAUACAUUUAUAUGGUAUGAAAAACACGGGUUGUCAAUGAAUGUCCCUUUGACGCAAUAUAUCAACAUGCAAUCAACUUACCGAAGUAAAAAAACAAAAAAUAGAUUUUACAUGUUGUUUGUCUGCGUUGAUAUGAAUUGUAAAGUUAUUACUACUGAUUCGCCCACACAUACACAAGCAAUACUUCGCUGCUGCAGGUAGAUAAAGCAAUAUUCCUUCUGUUAUUAGUCAUACCCAGGUACCAAUGAGUAAUAUCUUUUACUUUGCUGAAAACGCCAAAACUGUUUAUUUAUUUAUUUCAUUUUUUAAAUUUUGUUUGCUAUUUUUUUAUAAUCUCUAAAACAGAUUAUUAAAGUUCAUUUACAUUCUACAUUGUAAACACCAUUGUACACUAUUUCAAACUAGAAUAAACGACCCGUUGUUAUCGGGAUAGUAAUGGUAGGUCCUUUGCGAUAAUUUCUAAAUGAUAUUGCAAAAACUCAUCCCAAUUCAUAACUUUUAAAAUUUAUUGAAAUGUACGUUCCUAUUAUCAUUAAGUUUUGAAAAGUGUUUAUCUGCUAUAUAUGAUACGCGUACCCUACACCCUUUCACGCUCCUAAACUACUUUUCCACCUCUAAACAUGACCUUAAAUUACCCAGUCUAAAUUAUCAACAAUGAUAUCACUUUUGUCACUAAAGAAGUUAAUUGAGGGACAAUUACUACGCUAGAGAAAUACUUUAGAUUUAGCCCUUUUCGUGCCCUUGAAUUAAAACUUUUUUCUCUCAAAAUUAAAAAAAACAAACUAAUCUAAAAUUUACAACAAAAACUCUAUAUAUAAUAUAAAUAUAUAAAUUGUAUUACAGAAACUCGAUAUAUAUUGAUAUCUUCAUCAAAAAUUUAAAUAUGUUUUUGCCUUUUUUUAAAAUUAUGCACUAUCAGAAAAUCGUAAAACAAAGAAUUCUUUUAUCUAAGAAGAGUGUCGCAACUGUUUUUUCACGCCUGUAUCAGAUUUGACUGUCUUAAAAAAAAAUUAAAUUGUUAAUCUCAUAAAAAAUACACUCCUAUUUAGUUUUGGCAAAGUAACAACAACAAUAUAUAUAUUUUUUUUUUUAAAAAGAAAAUAUUAACCCAUCUUCAUUUGUCAAAAUUUAAUUUUCAAGUGUGUAAAAGUGGGUUUUGAUAUUCACGGAUAUACUUAUAUAAACGUACCCAAGAUUUGUUAACGCCAUUGAUUUUCUUAAUUGGUUAACAUAUGUUUAUUUGUAAAAAGAGAAUUUAACAUCUCUUUUUUCACAAAUGUAAUACCAUAGGAUUUAACUAUAUUGUCAUCCACGUAAAAAUGUACACAUCUUAUUUCCUACCUCCGAUCUGUAUUUACACAAGAAGGUUAAUUAUUUAUCAAAUUCAAUCCUCAUUUUUGAGACAUAUCUUGUGCUGCCUGGGGAAAAGUGAUCCCCCCCCCACCCCACCAGAUUUAGAUAAAUUUAGAAAAUCUUCCACCGGAUUGUAGUCCCUUCCAUACCUAAACUAACAUAUUUUGCACUUCAUAUGGUUCGUUCUUAUUUGUAAGAGAUAAAAGUGGAUUAGUCAAUGCUAUUUGGCUAUGGAGUUACGCUGCACUGAUUGACUUAAACCGCAUUUACUUAUUAGAAUUGUAUUUAAAGGUUAGUUUUUAUCACCUUAUAAGUUUAAUAAAAGUAUAUUUUUGGAAUAAAAAAGGCAAAACUUUGUAAAUGUAAAAAUAUACAAAUAAAAAAUGUGUGUGUGUUUUAUUAACAAUUUAAAAAGCAAUCAAUUGUAUUUAUUAAUUUUAUUUUUAAGAAGGGAAAAUACAUAAUUAGUUUUGUCAAGCGUGGUUAUUAAAUUUAAAGAAACCCAAGAGUUUUCGCGAAAUAGGCUAUUCGCGCUAUGACGUCAUUAUUAUUAUUGUGAUUAUUUAGAACAAAUUAAUUUUAAUUUUAUUUCGCAAUAUUAACAACGCAAUAAAAGACGCACUAAAAACGACUGAUGUUUGGGUUUUCCCGAUAAAUAAGAUUACUGUGUAAUUCUUUGUUCAUGAUUUUUUAAUUUUUUAUAUUUUUUUUCAUAACUUUCAAACACAUAUAAAAAGCUUAAAAUAGUUCCUUAGGUGAUACUUUAAAUAUAUUUGUAAUUUAUAAUAAUAUGACUUUAACUUUUAAUAAAAAUAAAAGCGGAUUUAAAAUAUUUUUUUUGCGCAUUUUAAUUUAUUCGAUUUCCGUAAAAUAAUAGAAAAUAACUAUGAUUGUUUUUAGGAAUCCGAACGUACUUAAAUCGUAUAGGCUCUUUGGCGUUAUAUCACUGUAGUUCAUUCUGAUAUAUAUAUAUAUGUCUUACGUUUAAAUCAAACUUCCGUUACAAACAAACUAUCUUUAUAGAUGAACUGUCGUUAUAGACAAACUGUCUUUAUAGACAAACUGUCGUUUUAGACAAACUGUCGUUAUAGAGGAAGUGUCGUUAUAGACAAACUGUCUUUAUAGACGAACUGUCGUUAUUGACAAACCGUCGUUAUAGACAAACUGUCGUUAUAGAGGAAGUAUCGUUAUAGACAAACUGUCGUUAUAGAAAAUCUGUCGUUAUAGAAAAACUGUCGUUAUAGAUAAAAUUUCGUUAUAGACGAACUGUCGUUAUAGAUAAACUGUCGUUAUAGAGAAACUGUCAUUAUAGACAAACUGUCAUUAUAGACCGUUUUUCGCUUUAAACAACUGUCACAUAGAGAAACUUUCGUUAUAGAAAAACUUUCAUUUAGACAAAAUGUCAUCUUGACUAUGAAUAAAUGUUGACACCAUCACGCAGCCUAGCGUGACAAUGCUCACCUCCCUCGACAGACAACCAGAUUUGGUCCUAUCACAUUUGUAAGAAAUCCAGAAACGUCUGAUCAUCCCAACAAAAUGUCUUUGCAAUAUCUGAUAAUUUGAUCCGUUCCUUAGAGGCUGGACAUGUCCAUAUAUUAUAGAUGCGUUAUUCUUAGAUUACAAAUGUCCCCUGUAGUUCGUUAGCUUAAUUUCUUUACAAAUGUCCCGUGUGGCCCGUUAGCUUAUUUCUUUACAAAUGUCCCCUGAGGUCCGUUAGCUUAUUUCUUUACAAAUAUCCCCCGUGUUCCGUUAGCUUAUUUCUUUACAAAUUUCCCUUGUGUUCCGUUAGCUUAUUUCUUUAUAAAUUUCCCCGUGGUCCGUUAACUUAUUUCUUUACAAAUGUCCCUUGUGGUCCGUUAGCUUAUUUCUUUAUUAAUGUUCCCUGUGUUCCGUUAGCUUAUUUCUUUACAAAUGUCCCUUGUGGUCCGUUAGCUUAUUUCUUUAUUAUCGUUCCCUGUGUUCCGUUAGCUUAUUUCUUUACAAAUGUACCUUGUGGUCCGUUAGCUUAUUUCUUUAUACAAACCUCUGAUAAAAGUUAUGGACACCGUGUUCAAUCUAAACGAGUUUCUCUACAUACUACAUACUACAUACUACAUACUACAUACUACUAUACACGUUGACGUUUAAGUAUCGUAUUUCUGGACAUAUAAUGACAUAUUAAAUAUAAGUCCUCACUUAUUCCCAUCAUCCAAUGGGGCCAUGCUUGUGCCGACCAUGCUUGUGCCGACCAUGCUUGUGCCGACCAUGCGUGUUCCGACCAUGCAUGUGCUGACCAUGCUUGUGCCGACCAUGCUUGUGCCGACCAUGCUUGUGUCGACCACUGAGUCUGCAGUGUAAAAUGUCCAGGCUGCGCCUGAUUAAACUGUGCAGUACAGAGGAGGACCUUCAUUCAACAUUGAACAAUAACUCGCUCACAAACUUGAAUUACGGUAGACGUGUGUCGUGGUCUCAAUGCAAAAAGAAACCUGCUCAUUAAGGAGUCGUUCACGCUCAGGGGGUUGGGGGGUUGGGGGGGGGAGGGGGGUUCGAGAAUUUGUAACACUUUGACACAGGGGGAGGGGUGUAUACAAAACAUCACGUUUUUUUUUUUUUUUUAUAAUCUGAAAUUUUCUAAUUUUUAAAAAAAAAAUCUUUUUUUAAUUAAUUUUAAAAAAAUUAAUUUGAUUAAUAUAGAUACAAAAAAAGCAACAAAAAUAAACGUGAUCACGUCACACCACUACUUCAUUGGCUCCCUGUACAAGCACGGAUUGACUACAAACUCUCUGUUCUCUGCCNUUAAAGAAAAAAAUAAAAUCUUACUUUAGUUAUGAAAAUUUUGUAUAUGUUUUGAUUUUUUUUUAGGUGUGACGUGACACGGGAGGGGGGGUGGGGUUAAGAAUUUGUGACACUUCGUGGCAGGGGAAAAAAAAGGGGGGGGGGUGGUCUAAAAAGUUCAUUUUUAGCUUGACGUCAUUUACGACUGACCCCUCAUCUGUAACACCGGGAAGCCUGUUUCAGGACAUGGAUUUUUUAAACGCCAACCGUCUGCUUUAUAAAGAGGAAACAAACACAAAAAUUUUGAAGUAUUUUUCUUUUAUUAUUUAAAUAAAAAGACAUUCAUCUGCUAUACAAAACACCACCAAAAAUACUGGGAGACUGAUAAGUAAAUUUGGGAGUGCCUUUUUUUCUCUUUAUUGGCAUUCCAUCAUCACGGUAUCAAGACGCGCCCUUACUGGCAACAUUCAUCUGUAUGACGGCAACAUACAUUCAUGUGAUGCCAACAUACAGCCACGUGAUGGCAACAUACAGCCACGUGAUGGCAACAUACAGCCACGUGAUGGCAACAUACAGCCUUAACGAAGAUACAAGUCCCUUAAAUUAAAGGCAGGAAGUUGGGUAACUUCUAGGUAACAUAAGAUCGAAGCUGUAAACAUGACACGCAGGAAAUGGCAAAGGUAAAUACGGGACGCCGGAAUUCGAGCACAAUCUGCAUGGCGAUGGUUCGACAUUGCUCAAGUGGUCACAAGAUGGUGCUAACAUUCAAGCAGAACAUUUUGCUAGAGUUGCGUGCUCUUUGAGCAAUGCCAUGCACCCGCCCAUCGCACUCGACUUUGAUCUUAGAAAAGAACCAUAAGCACGAGCGUUGAUUAGUUGAGAGAGAACAGAGUAAAGGCCCCUGGGACCCCCGGAUAAAACAGACACGAUUUUGUCUAUCCAGACUGUUAACGCAUCGGGCCUCGCUGUGAGAGAUUUAUGUCGGACUCGUGCACCGGUCUUUCAUGUUUACACCAAGCUCGUGAGGGCAAGCGAUGACGUCGAUAGGUUAUGAAACAGACGAUAAAAAUAUAACCAUAACAACUGGCUAAGAAAAUAUAUGUUUUAUAAACACUUGCUUGCGACCGACCAUAGAAAAUGAAAUCAAUAUUCGGUUAAGUUGAAAUCAGCAUUCGGUUAAGUUGAAAUCAGCAUUGUGUUAAGUUGAAAUCAGCAUUCCGUUAAGUUGAAAUCAGCAUUCCGUUAAGUUGAAAUCAGCAUUCCGUUAAGUUGAAAUCAGCAUAAUGUUAAGUUGAAAUCAGCAUUCUGUUAAGUUGAAAUCAGCAUUCAGUUAAGUUGAAAUCAGUGUUCGGUUAAGUUGAAAUCAGUGUUCGGUUAAGUUGAAAUCAGUGUUCGGUUAAGUUGAAAUCAGCAUUUGGUUAAGUUGAAAUCAGCAUUCCGUUAAGUUGAAAUCAGUGUUCGGUUAAGUUGAAAUCAGCAUUCGAUUAAGUUGAAAUCAGCAUUGUGUUAAGUUGAAAUCAGCAUUCCGUUCAGUUGAAAUCAGGAUUCCGUUAAGUUGAAAUCAGGAUUCCGUUAAGUUGAAAUCAGUGUUCGUUUAAGUUGAAAUCAGCAUUAUGUUAAGUUUAAAUCAGUGUUCGGUUAAGUUGAAAUCAGUGUUCGGUUAAGUUGAAAUCAGCAUUCCGUUAAGUUGAAAUCAGUGUUCGGUUAAGUUGAAAUCAGCAUUCGUUUAAGUUGAAAUCAGCAUUCGGUUAAGUUGAAAUCAGCAUUAUGUUAAGUUGAAAUCAGCAUUCGGUUAAGUUGAAAUCAGUGUUCAGUUAAGUUGAAAUCAGUGUUUGGUUAAGUUGAAAUAGGUAAUCGGUUAAGUUGAAAUCAGCAUUCGGUUAAGUUGAAAUCAGCAUUUGGUUAAGUUGAUAUCAGCAUUUGGUUAAGUUGAAAUCAGCAUUUGGUUAAGUUGAAAUCAGCAUUUGGUUAAGUUGAAAUCAGUAUUCGGUUAAGUUGAAAUCAGCAUUCGGUUAAGUUGAAAUCAGCAUUAUGUUAAGUUGAAAUCAGCAUUCCGUUAAGUUGAAAUCAGCAUUCGGUUUUUUAAGUUGAAAUCAGUGUUCGGUUAAGUUGAAAUCAGUAUUCAAUUAAGUUUAAAUCAGCAUUUGGUUAAGUUUAAAUCAGCAUUCGGUUAAGUUGAAAUCAAUAUUAUGUUAAGUUGAAAUUAGCAUUCCGUUAAGUUUAAAUCAGCAUUCAGUUAAGUUGAAAUCAGUAAUCAGUUAAGUUGAAAUCAGUAUUCGGUUAAGUUUAAGUCACUGUUUGGUUAAGUUGAAAUCAGUAUUCGGUUAAGUUGAAAUCAGCAUUAUGUUAAGUUGAAAUCAGCAUUCCGUUAAGUUGAAAUCAGUGUUCGGUUAAGUUGAAAUCAGUGUUCGGUUAAGGUGAAAUCAGUAUUCGGUUAAGUUGAAAUCAGCAUGUUGUUAAGUUGAAAUCAGCAUUAUGUUAAGUUGAAAUCAGCAUUCCGUUAAGUUGAAAUCAGCAUUCGGUUAAGUUGAAAUCAGUGUUCGGUUAAGUUGAAAUCAGCAUUCGGUUAAGUUUAAAUAAGCAUUUGGUUAAGUUGAAAUCAGUAUUCGGUUAAGUUCAAAUCAGUAAUCAGUUAAGUUGAAAUCAGCAUUCGGUUAAGUUGAAAUCAGCAUUUGGUUAAGUUGAUAUCAGCAUUUGGUUAAGUUGAAAUCAGCAUUUGGUUAAGUUGAAAUCAGCAUUCGUUUAAGUUGAAAUCAGCAUUUGGUUAAGUUGAAAUCAGCAUUUGGUUGAGUUAAAUCAGUAUUCGGUUACGUUCCACAUAAAGUCCCAUCUCUGGUCAGUGUACACCGUAAAGCGAGAAUGUCCAGCUGUUUUUAAGGUAAUUUUAUUUCAAAAUGUUACUGUAGAAAAGUGUUUAGUGUAUUGAUAGCUCUUGCCACGCGGCACACGAAGCGGUCAUCUGGCAUUGUUUAGGCAAAUGUAAACAUACUCCUAAAUCAUGCCAAAUUAUAAUCAAGCUAGGAUGCCGAGGAAUUGUUACAUUAGUUAGGAAUUUCUACCCACAUGUUUAACUGUAAGACUACGAAUCCAUUAUUAAACAAUAUGGUUCUUAAUACCGAAAAGAAGAAUUGUAAAACACGUUGAUUUGAUUUUAUGCUGAUCGUAUCUCGACUGUCCACUGUCCAGUGGUCGGCAAACUCAUCAGUCAAAAGAGCCAAAAAAUCAGAAAUAAGGACGAUUAAAAAAUUUAUGAGAGCCAAAUUUCUCGUCAAGGACCUGUCAAGAACCUGUCAAGAACCUGUCAAGAACCAUGUCUUUCGGAGUCAAACCCGAUUUGAGCCGCACUCAGGCCGCUAAAGAGCCGCAUGCGGCUCGCGAGCCACGAUUUUCCUACCACUGAUCUAUUCAAAAUAGGCAAACCAUUGACAUGUCAGUUUUAAUUUUCUCUCAUCAUAUAAGCUGCAUGGUCUCUAGUUCAUUGACAGCUCCACGUUUCCCUUUCUCUCCCCAUGUUGAAUAAGGAAACUAGUAGGAAGAAUGCGUUCGCACUGUUUUAAGGGGGAUGUUUAGAGCACGAAAUCGAGAAAAUAUGAAGGGAAAAGACGGAUAACGGAUGAAUCGGCUAGAAGCCUUCUCCAGGGAGCAACAACAAGAACGAACAAAACAAAAAAAGAAAGAGAGAGAGAGACAGAGACAGAGAAAGAAAGAGAGAGAGUGAGAGAGAAAAAAAGAGACAGAGAGAGGGAGAGCGUGAGAGAGAGAUAAAGAAAGAGAGAGAGACGGAGAGAGGGAAAGAAAGAGAGAGAGACAGAGAAAGAGAGAGACAGAGAAAGAAAGAGAAAGAGAGACAGAGAGAGAAGGAAAGAGAGAGAGAGAGAGAAAGAAAGAGAGAGAAAGAAAGAUACUGAGAGAGAGACAGAGAAGGGAAAGAAAGAGAGACAGACAGAGAGGGAGAAAGAGAGAGAUAGAGAGAGAAAAGAGAGAGAGACAGAGUAAGAAAGAAAGAGAGAGAUAGAGAGGGAAAGAGAGAUAGAGAGAGAGAGCGACAGAGAGAGAGAUAAAAGCGAGAGAGACAGAGAGUGAGAAAGAAAGAUAGAGAGAGACACAGAGGGAGAGAAAGAAAGAUAGAGAGAGACACAGAGGGAGAGAAAGAAAGACAGAGAGAGAGAGAAAGAAAGAGAGAUAGAGAGAGAGUGAGAGAGAGAGAGAGAUAAAUAGACAAGGAGCUGAGAAGAAGUUUAUUUCCCAAUCAAUAUGUUAGAAGUUCUUGGUCAUAUUGCGUAGGAGACUGUUGCCUCCAUUGCGCUCCCAAUAUCCGUUCUUGUCUUCAAUAUAAUCGAUUACAGUUGUACAGCGAUGCCGCCUUGCCGAUAUUUACAUUGCGUAAUGCAAGGAAUAUUCUCAACCAUUUGUUGUGAUGAAAGGUUAUUAAAGGAAUAAAUUGUGCAUAAUUUAUUACGUUUCAAUUUUGUUCUGUCCGCGAUGUCAUGAAAACACUUGCAGCGUGAAUAUGAUCUGAUAUCCAUGGCAUGUAUUAUUACUGAUUACAUGCAACGUGGAUAUAAUCUGAUAUCCAUGGCAUGUAUUAUUACUGAUUACAUGCAACGUGAAUAUAAUCUGAUAUCGUGGCAUGUAUUAUUACUGAUUACUGCGGCAUUUGGGUACAACACCUACGUGUGUGAUUUUUCUAUGACAGUGAAUGCUACACAUUCUGGCAGGCAAAGUCCUUAGAAUCAAUCCCUAUAUAAGAACGCUUUAUGACAGGCCUGCAAAACUCAAAAUGUACGGCGAGCCGUAAUACUUCAUGAAAAAUUUGUGCGGACCAAAAGAAAACAAGACAGGGGGGAAAGCUAUUAAUAAAAUAAUAAGAAUAAAGAAUAUUUCGAUCUUUCGAGGACCGCAAAGUGGGUGCUGGCGGGCCGAAUGCUGUGCAGGCCCGCUUUAUGCCCAUCCCGUGUCUUGCAAGUCGAUGGUAUUAUUUCCUGGAGCCGCACGCAAAAGUUCACGCACGACCUUUAGGGCCCCACGGAGCACAAGUUGGGAACUGGUGUUAUGUGGUAUAAGUGUAUGAUUUUGGGGUAAAUAAUCGAGAAUAAUUUUUAGGUAUCUUUGGGUGUAAUAUUUGAGUGUAAUAUUGUUUAUGAUAUAUGUGAAAGAAAUAUGUGUACGGAUAUUUGUGUAUGCCUUUGGUGAAUUAUAUUUCUGUUUAACAUAUAUUUGUGUAUGUUUGUGAAUGAUAUUUCUAUUUAACAUAAUGGUGGAUAUUUUUAAUGAUAUUUCUGUAUAACAUAAUAAUAUAUUUGUGAAUAUAUCGUUAAUGAUAUGUCUGUAGAACAUAUAUUUGUGAAUGCUAUUUGUUUAGAUUAUUUUGACGCGCAUACGGCAUUUUUUUUAUUAUACAAAUGGAAUAUUUGUGUAUAAUACUUGUGUAAGAUUUAUCAUUAUGAUAUUUGUGUAAGAUACCUGGUCAUGAUAUUUGUGUGUGAUAUCGGAUCAAUUUAUUUAUGUUUUAUAUUGAUCUACUGUCGGUAGAUGGGAUGACCAGAAAGCUUUAUACCUGGCUGCGACAGGGCAAUGAUGCUAGUGUUUAGCCUGAGGGAUUGCUAGAUCCUUGCCCUACAAAUGUUGGUGUUUUACAGGUUCUCUUGAUUUUCUAGAGGUUCUCAAAAUCCUGUUACCAUACGAAUAAAUCAAAAUGUUUUCAUUUUUAAAUAUUCAAAAGGUAACUAAAUUAUUAUUAUUAUUUAAAUCUCUUUAUAGAAACAUUCUUUUUUUUUUUUUUUCAAUAUUGAAAUAGACUGACAAUAAAAUUUAAGAUGAGUUUUUGGUAAUGGUAUGGAAUGAGCGAUACAAAAAAUAGUAAAUGUUUUAUCUGAAUGGUUACUUUUCAAUAUUAUUACAAAGCCUUAAGACUGAACAAGCAAAUGUAGAACUUUGUUCCUACAACUUAUAAUCUUAAUUUAAUAAAUACAUUUUUACGUAGGAUGCUGAGCGUCUUCUAUCACAAGUAUUUGCGAGAUCACGCAUUUUAAAUGGGUUUAGGUUAAAAACGUGGAUUUUGAUUUAUCCAAAAUAUAAAAGACAAAAAUCUACUUAGUUGUAAGCAGGUUUAAGGUUGCAGGAGGACACACACAUGCAUCUAUUUGUUUCAUCGCCGUUUCAAAAUUUGAUCAUAGCAAAUACACCAAGGUUUGAGAACCACGAACGCGUAGCAUUCUCCUGGUGAAUGGGUGGGUUGGGGGGGGGUGGAAUGGAGGAAGGUCACAGAAUAGAUCAUAUGGCGCUUUAGAUGUGAACAGACGAUGAUUGGUGGAUGCUAUCAAAAAGUGUCGGAGCCAGAGUUAGAGAGGAGUGAGCGGGACAAGAGUUAGAGUGAGGGAAACAGAUCUGCAGAGAGGGAACCAGAGUCAGAUAUAUGGAACCAGAGCUAGAGCUAGGAACCAGAGUUAAAGAGCAGGAAACCGGGUAAGAGAAAAGCACCGAAUUUAUAGGAAUGAGGGGAACAGAGUUUUAAAGAGACAUUGGGGGAACACUAGGUAGAGAGAGGAGACCAGUGUGAGAGAUAGGGAACAAGAGUUCCAUUGGGAGCGAGGGAACCAGCGUUAGAGAUAUGGAACUAGACUUAGAACGAGAAACCAGAGUUAAAGAGAAGGAAACCGAGUAAGAGAAAGGAACACGAUUUAAAGGGAUGAAGGGACCAGAGUUAUAAAGAGACAUUGAGGGAACCAUAAUUGGAGAGAGAGUGAGCCUAAGUUUGAGAGAGGGCGUGAUGGAACCAAAGAAUUGGAAAGAGUGAACCACAGCUCAGAAUUAAGGAAUAAGAGUUAGAGAGAGGGAAAUAGAGUUAGGGUGAGGUUGGGGUGAGUACACCAGAGAGAAGGAACACACUAAAGAUUGUCGUCAGGGUCUAUUAUAUUGGAAGAAACUGUGUGUAUUUGAGGGAGGGGGGGUCUCGGGGGGGGGAGGAUUAACAGUUAUAUUUUCAAUUAUCAAAGACAGAAUUUAUAAGCAGACGUAAGCCUGACCUCGAUGCAAAAAAAAAAUAAAAUAAAGUGGGGGGGGGGACGUAGCUAGGGUAGAGAAUUUUCCCUCCCACAGUGAUAUGAAAACAGUUGGCCGAAACCGAACAUUCCCCCAACCCCCCAAUCUCCCCAUAGAUAGAAAAGAGUACCACCCGAGGCGGACUACCCCCCCCCCCUUUUCCCUCGCCACUGUAAGGAUGAGCUAAUAUUAAUCACUUAUAAUUAUUUAAGACAUGAAAGUACAGGAAAAAAAAAACACGGGAAUUUCACGCUUUUAUGCCCCUCCCCACACACUGACGCACACACUGACAUACACACUGACACACACAUCCACACACAGACACACACCGACACAUAGAAACACACAGACACACAUGACACUGAUAAACGCAGACAUACACAUACCCAUAAAGACACAUAUAAACACACACUGACACACACAGACACAUGCAAUUUCAAAACAAAGAAAUACACAAUUGAUAAACAUUAAUUAUUUAGCUUAGUUUAGCUAAAUCCGAAUAUUGCAUCAUGAAAAAAUAUUUACUUUAUCUUUUUUUUUUUCUUCUAAUCAUUACAAUUCAUUUCAGUUUUUGUUACAGUCUCCAAUUAGUCAUCCUAGUAAUGUGUCUGUGGUUUUUUUUUUUUAGGGUUUUUUGUCUGUUCAUGGUCAUGUCUAUACUACCGGUACAUGAAAACACUAAUUUUGUUAUGUUCCUAUUGUUACGUACUGCUAUCUAUGCGGAGAAAUUAAACUCUUAUUUAAUAAGAUGGCUCGUUCUUAAACAGAACACAACUAAUGACGAUACCAUAAAUUAAGUACAAUUAAAAAUAAUACGACACACAAACCAGGGCUAAUUACAAUUAAUAAGUUUUAUUAAGUUAAUAAUAAAGUACAAAAGUCAAAAAGAAAUAUAAUUUAAUAUCAUUAACUUACACAGAACUCUUUUGCUUGUAUCUGUACACAGUUGAUGAUAAUACAAUGUGCCAAAAAAGGUAGAACGAUGAAUAGGAAUUCACACAUAUAAGUAAACAAAACUCAAGCAAGAAUAAUACACUCUAAAAAUAACUCUCGCCUAUCGUCCCGUAAAGUAAAAAUAUCUCGUGAUAAAUGUUCCCUCAUAAAUCGAUCGCGUCCCUUUUUAUAGUCUGCUCUACUGAUGCAUCUGGAUCCGCCUUACGCAUUGUUUACUUUCCAGUUUACUCCAGAUUCUUCUGCAAAAUUCUAAUAGAAAAGCUAUUAAUUUUAUUUAGGUCAAGAGAUUAUUUUUAGCUAGCCACACCUUAAGUGCGGUUUCGAGCUUGCUAGAGUUCAUGACGUAAACACGUCGUCUACAUAGCAAUAUACUUUCAAAAGUUACAAAAAUCUAGUUUACGCGGUUCAAAUUUUGUAUGAGGUAAUAUCUUAUUCGUACUUUUCUUGAUAUAACGAUCAUAUAUAGUGAAAGUGUUGAAAUUCUGUAGAGGUUACUACAUGAUUUUAUUGAAGAUGUCGUUUAGAAAACUCAACAGUAACCAGAAGUUUAGUGUUGAGAAGUCACUUAGAAAACUCAUUAAUAACCAGAAGUUACGUGUUUUAGAUGUCAUUUAGAAAACUCAACAAUAACGAGAAGUAUAGCGUUUUAGAUGUCAUUUAGAAAACUCAACAAUAACCAGAAGUUUAGUGUUUUAGAUGUCAUUUACAAAACUCAACAAUAACUAGAAGUAAAGUGUUUUAGAUGUUAUUUCGAAAACUCAACAAUAACCAGAAGUUUAUUGUUUUAGAUGUCAUUUAGAAAACUCAACAAUAAUUAGAAGUUAAGUGUUUUAGAUGUAAUUUAGCAAACUCAACAAUACCAGAAGUUUAGUGUUUUAGAUGUCAUUUAGAAAACUCAACAAUAACCAGAAAUUAAGUGUUUUAGAUGUCAUUUAGAAAACUCAAUAACCAGAAGAUUGGCGUUUUAGAUUUAAUUUAGAAAACUCAACAAUAACAAGAAGCUUAGUGUUUUAGAUGUCAUUUAGAAAACUCAACAAUAACCAGAAAUUAAGUGUUUUAGAUGUCAUUUAGAAAACUCAACAAUAACCAGAAGUUUAGCGUUUUAAAUGCCAUUUACAAAACUCAACAAUAACCAGAAAUUAAGUGUUUUAGAUGUCAUUUGGAAAACUCAACAAUAACCAGAAGUUUAGCGUUUUAAAUGUCAUUUUGAAAACUCAACAAUAACCAGAAGUUUAGUGUUUUAGAUGUCAUUUAGAAAACUCAACAAUAACCAGAAGUUAAGCAUUUUAGAUGUCAUUUAGAAAACUCAACAAUAAGCAGAAGUUUAGCGUUUUAGAUGUCAUUUAGAAAACUCACAAUAACCAGAAGUUUAGUGUUUUAGAUGUCAUUUAGAAAACUCAACAAUAACCAGAAAUUAAGUGUUUUAGAUGUCAUUUAGAAAACUCAACAAUAACCAGAAGUUUAGCGUUUUAGAUGUCAUUUAGAAAACUCAACAAUAACCAGAAAUUAAGUGUUUUAGAUGUCAUUUGGAAAACUCAACAAUAACCAGAAGUUUAGCGUUUUAAAUGUCAUUUAGAAAACUCAACAAUAACCAGAAGUUUAGUGUUUUAGAUGUCAUUUAGAAAACUCAACAAUAACCAGAAGUUAAGCAUUUUAGAUGUCAUUUGGAAAACUCAACAAUAACCAGAAGUUAAGUGUUUUAGAUGUCAUUUAGAAAACUCACAAUAACCAGAAGUUUAGUGUUUUAGAUGUCAUUUAUAAAACUCAACAAUAACCAGAAAUUAAGUGUUUUAGAUGUCAUUUAGAAAACUCAACAAUAACCAGAAGUUAAGCCUUUUAGAUUUCAUUUAGAAAACUCAACAAUAACCAGAAGUUUAGCGUUUUAUAUGUCAUUUACAAAACUCAACAAUAACCGGAAGUUUAAAGUUUUAGAUGUCAUUUAUAAAACUCAACAAUAACCAGAAAUUAAGCCUCUUAGAUGUCAUUUAGAAAACUCAACAAUAACCAGAAGAUUGGCGUUUUAGAUUUAAUUUAGAAAACUCAACAAUAACCAGAAGUUUAGCGUUUUAGAUGUCAUUUAGAAAACUCAACAAUAACCAGAAGUUUAGUGUUUUAGAUGUCAUUUAGAAAACUCAACAAUAACCAGAAGUUUAGUGUUUUAGAUGUCAUUUAGAAAACUCAACAAUAACCAGAAGUUUAGCGUUUUAGAUGUCAUUUAGAAAACUCAACAAUAACCAGAAGUUUAGCGUUUUAGAUGUCAUUUAGAAAACUCAACAAUAACCAGAAGUUUAGUGUUUUAGAUGUCAUUUAGAAAACUCAACAAUAACCAGAAAUUAAGUGUUUAUAUGUAUAUUUAGAAAACACAACAAUAACCAGAAGUUUAGCGUUUUAAAUGUCAUUUAGAAAAUUCAACAAUAACAAGAAGUUAAGUGUUUUAGAUUUAAUUUAGAAAACUCAACAAUAACCAGAAGUUAAGUGUUUUAGAUGUCAUUUAGAAAACUCAACAAUAACCAGAAGUUAAGCAUUUUAGAUGUCAUUUAGAAAACUCAACAAUAACCAGAAGUUUAGCGUUUUAGAUGUCAUUUAGAAAACUCACAAUAACCAGAAGUUUAGUGUUUUAGAUGUCAUUUAGAAAACUCAACAAAAACCAGAAAUUAAGUGUUUUAGAUGUCAUUUAGAAAACUCAACAAUAACCAGAAGUUUAGCGUUUUAGAUGUCAAUUAGAAAACUCAACAAUAACCAGAAGUUUAGUGUUUUAGAUGUCAUUUAGAAAACUCAUAAAUAAAAAUAAAAAUUAUAAAUGUCAAAGUUCAAAUGUCAAUACCGGUCGUAGCAGUCUGAAAUUGUCUUAGAUUUACACAAUCUGAGGUUGUCAAUACGGGUUAUGACAGAAUGAUGUUGUCUAUGCACGUUAUGACAGUUGACAUUGUCUUAGAGCAGGCCUGCACAACUCAAAAUGUAAGGCGGGCCGUAAUAUACUUUAUGAAAAACUUGUGCGGGCCAAAAGAAAACAGGACGUUGGGGGUGGGGGGGGGUAGCUUUUAAGAAAAUAAUAAAGAAUAUUUUGUUACUUCGCGGGCCGCAAAGUGGAUGCUGGUGGGCAGCAUUCGGCCCGCGGGCCUUAUGAUGUGCAAGCCUGUCUUAGAGUCAUAUAAUCAAGUGUUGUCAAUACAGUUUGUGACAGUCUGACGUUUUCAGUAUGCAUUAUGACAGUCUGACAUUGUCUUAGAGUAAUACAAUCAAGUGUUGUCAGUACAGGUUAUGAUAGUUUAACGUUGUAAAUAUGCGUCAUGGCAGUCUGACAUUGUCUUAGAGCUAUACAAACAAAGUUCGUCCAUUCUUAUUACGAUGAGUUUCUGUCCAACGAAAACGCAUCUCAUGCACAGACAAGUCUGAUGAUUAUGUUGAUGUAUGGCGUCUAGCCAGCAGCAGCAGCAGCAGCAGGCUCCCCCAAAUACAUCGACAAGCCAUUUGAUAACCUACUGCCCGUAGCCCAUGCCUGGGUGAAAUAUAUUUGAAUACAGUGUUGUGAUCUCCACCAGCCUAAACAAAGUCGAUACGUCUUCGACAAAUACAGUUUUCUUCUGGUAUGGCUGCUUCCUUUCCGCAACCGGCCCUCACCCCUGCAAAACAUGUUUUAUAUUAAUAAUAGGACUGAGUGUGUGGGGAAAAAGAAGGGGGGCGGUGAAGCUGUCAAGCAGCAAGCGCCAUGGGUGACCGUUGAACUCAGUUAAAAAUGUUGAUUUUCUCUUCGGAUGCGACUAUUAUACUAAUCAAUAAAGAGCCACGGGUAUGGUGUAGGACUGUCUGUAAUGAGGCUAACUUACCGUUAUGGUGUAGGAAUGUCUGUAAUGAGGCUAACUUACGGGUAUGGUGUAGGACUGUCUGUAAUGAGGCUAACUUACAGGUAUGGUGUAGGACUGUCUGUAAUGAGGCUAACUUACAGGUAUGGUGUAGGACUGUCUGUAAUGAGGCUAACUUUUCUUCCCUUUUUUUUUUUUUUUUUUUUUUUUUUUGGUAACACUUAGACUAGGGUGACCAAUCGUUAAGUAAUGUCGCUUUUUUUCCCGAUCGUACCCGGUGUCCCGAAAAAGUCUCUCGGGGCGCCUAAAUGUCCCGUUUCUAAAACCAAACACAUUUUCACCUAUUAGAUAAGAAAUGGGUUUUAACAAUGGCUGAGACAAAAGCCAGAUAUCCUCAAUUUAAAUCCAAGACUAGAGAAAUUAAAUUAUUUGAGUUGUAUUAUGUUGUAAAAUAUGUAUAAAUAAAUGAGUAUUCACUGCAAAAUUAGUGUUUUCGUUUAUUGCCUCAGAAUUAAACUUAAAUUAAAAAAGUGAAGAUCAAUUAAACAUAUUUCUAGGUCUCAAAAUAGUUAAAAUGAGCAUAUUUCAAUGAAAAUUUUCUGGCGGAGACCCCCGGGCCCCUCUUUAGCUGUAUGGCAUCCCCCUAAACCCUCCUUGAGUGUGCGCCAUUUUUUCUAGUUCAUGAUUUGAUCACCCUAACUUAGACCCACCAGGUAUUUUCUUAAUAUCAGGACCCGGUUAAAAAAAUUUUAAGCCCUAGUUCAAUAUAUUUCAGAACUUAUGGAAGAUUGCCAAAUUCAGUUUUUGUGGAUGUGUGUUAAUUACGAGCCUCUUGUAUAAAUAUUUAUUGUUUUUUAUAGAAGCGUAUAUUUGGUUAUAAACCAAGUUUUCUAGACCAAGGGAGACAAGACGUAAUGGCGUAAGAACGUUAACUCGUGUCUUCUAUGCUAAGCAAAUAUCGGGAAUGCUUGAAUAAAUUUAAUUACCUCAAGCUGUCAUUUUAUGGAAAGCCACAAAUAUUUAUUCGCCACCUCCCGGCGCAGAUCAGAGGUUCUCCCCUCAUUAUGAGGGAUACAAAUCAAACAAACAUUUUUCUUCUUCGUGUUAAAAAUUUAAAAAAAAGUUAACCUUGAUUUCCUGUUUAAUGUCUCUUAAGAUUUCUCCCAAGCUGAUAUCUUAGAUGGCCGGCCUUUAAGAGUUCAUUGUAGUUAAUAGUGACAUCAUUAAUAUCAGAAUGUCAAGACAGAAAAGUGUUUGAGAACUAUCACAGCAUUCUGUCACACAUUUGAUUUCGUCCAUUUCAUUAUUUUCUUUUCGUUUUGCUUGGGCUUUUUUUCAAUUUUUAAUCGUGUUCAAGAGUUUGAAGAAAUUAAGCCUUUUGGCAAUAAAGGAAUGAUUACAUCACCAAGAGACACAGAAUGCAAGACGCGUGCUCUUGUUUCCGUUGAAAAUGUUAUUUAACUUGAUCUGUCUUCAUUGUAUCUUUACUAUCUUGGGCCACAGAAGACGUACACGCCUUGCAUAUCUCUUUAUUUUUCAGCAAUUAUGCAACUUAAAUAUUCUCUAUAGUCCACAAAUCAACUAUGUCACCAUAACAUUUCUCUGUAAUCCAAAAAUCCGGUAAAACCUAUGCAGUGGCGUAGCGAGGGUGUUUGGCGCCCCUAACUAGCUGGCGCCCGGGGAAUCUGUCCCCCCUGCCCCCACCACCCUACGCCUCUGAACCUAUGACUUCCUUGAUAGGCCGAAGAUGAACUAUAAACCAUGAUAUUUUUUUUCCUGCAAACAUGAAACCAGCCAAGAGACUCUACUUUCUCAAAUAACUAAGUACUAAGUAUAAAACAAUGACAUUCACUUUAAAUCAAAGAUCAGCAGAACAAACCAAGACAUUCUGUAACCCCCCCAAACAACAACAAAGUGACUCCUGUAAAACAUGAACGUUUUUCCAACACCAAUCCAGGGGCGUAUCGGAAUCUCUGUGUGAUACACUGCAUUUCAGAAGGUCAUUCAUCACAUGCUGCCUCAUAUCGAUCUCGACAGACAAUAUCGUCGGCGGUUAGGAGAGCAAGUUGUCACCCAUCAGACGAUAUGAAAAAAAAAGUAUCAAAAUUUACGAGGCAGGAUUAUUGAAAUUAAAUCUUCUGCCAUAUUUGCACAGACUCAGUGCAGGAGUUAGGCUCUGUGCAGGAGUUAAGCGGCAAAUGCCCGCACAGUUUAUGGUUACACGUGUGACCGAGGCUUAUUUCCCCUGGCCGAGCCACGGCGCACAGGAAAAGUCCAUUAUUCAUUAGCGCCCUGACCUAAGUACCUCUGCGGCGUCUCGCGGCGACAUCAAUACACAAUCUCAUUAAACUCGUCCUUUCACCAACAGUGUCCGGACGGACAGAUGGCCACCCGGCGAGACACAUUAUUUCCGCUUUCUCGGAGAUCUGUUGAGAAUAGAAUCUAACAGGGAGAGGUAGACGUGUCUUGAGAAGGUGGAUACAGUCAAAACGCGGCGGUAAAUGAUCACUAGUUCAAGUAAAUAAUCCUUUAAUUUCACAAUGAGCGGUUUCAACUCAUUGAAGUCCUGACCAUUUAGAAAGGCCACCUUGUUAAAAAGAUUUGUUCGCAAAGAUACUAAAAUGAAAAAUAGAGAAAAGAAAAAUAUUUAAAAAAAAAAAAAGAAAAAGAAAAAUUGAGGCACUAUCGCCAGCCUAUUUGCGGUGAGGUGUUUGAAAAUAAGGUUCUGAUUAGAAACUUCAAGUCAUUUUUAAAACAAAAAUGAAAGGCAGUUUGUAUUCAGGUUCUGAAAAACUGCAUUUCUUUUCACAACUUUAGCGAAUGAGUCAUAAAAGUGGACACAUGUAGUGUACUUUCGUCGUUCAGCUUCUGAUGUUGAGCAUUUGAUUUUCAACUUUUGAUGUUUAGCUCUUCAUUUAAAAAAAAAAAUUUGAUGCUUAAAUUCUGAUAUUUAUUUAUUUAUUUAUCUAUUUAGGCAUUUUUAUAUAGCGCUUACCGUAAAGCUCUAAGCGCUUUACAAUUAUUAAAAACAUGUAAACUAAGUAAAAUAAAAAUGAAAAACCAGAGACACUAGGAUAGUAACUACUAUACUAUAGAAACAAUGAAAAUGGCUAUAAACGAUUACACUUUGGCACGUUUUGGCCUAUACUACAGGAUCAACCCGAGACAGAAAAUGAGGCAGGGCAAGGAGGGUGCAUCACAGGUCAUAGGCGGACCUAAACAGAUGGGUUUUAAGGGACUUUUUGAAAGUGGAUUUUGGCACGUUUUGGCCUAUACUACAGGAUCAACCCGAGACAGAAAAUGAGGCAGGGCAAGGAGGGUGCAUCACAGGUCAUAGGCGGACCUAAACAGAUGGGUUUUAAGGGACUUUUUGAAAGUGGACGAGGUUUCACAAUAACGGAUGUGGAAGGGGAGCUGGUUCCAGAACGUGGGCGCACGGAAGUAGAAGGAGCGUUCACCGAUGGUCUUAGUUUUGGUUCUUGGGAUUGAGAGGGUUUUAUUGUCAAUUGAAGAGCUGCAGUUGUCUUGUGGGGAUGUAAGGAGGCAACAGUUCAGAGAAGUAGACAGGAAAGUGAGGGUCAGUGAACGAGUUGAAGCAUAGAUUGGCAGACUUGUACUUGAUGCGAGAGGAUAUUGGAAGCCAGUGGAGUUGCCGCAUGUGUGUUUGAAUGUGGUCAUGUUUCUUUGAUUUAAAAAUUAGUCUGCAUGCUGAGUUCUGUGCCUUCUGAAGUUUGUCUAUGUGGUGUUGAGGAAUGCCUGCAAGAAGAGUGUUACAGUAGUCAAAUUUUGAAAGAAUGAGUGAAGAGACGAGAGUUUUUGUGGCAUCAAAGGAGAGGAGGUGUCAAAUGGUGCUGAUUUUUCUAAUUUCGUUGUAUGCUGAUCUGCAUAUAUUCGUGACAUGUUUGUCCAUGGAGAGUGUGUCUGUAAGCGUGACUCCAAGGUUUCUGGCAGAGGGAGAGAGUGUGAUGUCAGAGUUGCCAAUAUAUAUAGAAGAAGGAGCGAAUGGAGAGUGGAUGAGAAGGAUUUCCGUUUUAUCAUCAUUUAGCUUCAGUUUGUUGCAUGUCAUCCAACGCUUUACGUCAUCCACGCACUCCUGUAUGCGAAUUAUUGUGGCAUCAAGUUGAUCAGGAAAACAAGAGUCACUGAUUUGAGUGUCAUCAGCAAAGGAUUGACUGGAAACUGAGUGGUGACUAAUGAGAAAUAAUAGAGGUUUAGUGUAGAGGAUGAAAGGGACCGACCCAAGGACCGAUCCUUGAGGAAAUCCAAUAGACAGGGCUGAAGGUUUGGAAGAGCGGUUGGAAAUAUAGACUGUUUGAGUUCUGUCAGAAAGAUAUGAUUGAAACCAGUUUAAAGCUGAGCCAGUAAGUCCGAAAGAAAGAUGAAGGCGGUCAAGAAGAAUCUGGUGGUCAAUGGUAUCAAAUGCAGCAGAGAGUAGACUGUUUGAGUUCUGUCAGAAAGAUAUGAUUGAAACCAGUUUAAAGCUGAGCCAGUAAGUCCGAAAGAAAGAUGAAGGCGGUCAAGAAGAAUCUGGUGGUCAAUGGUAUCAAAUGCAGCAGAGAGAUCUAACAGAGUGAGAAUAGACAGUUUGCCAUCGUCCAUCGCGCAGGAGGUCGCUCAUGACUCGGACCAGUGCUGUUUCUGUGCUAUGACCAAGUCGGUAGGCGGACUGAGAGGAAGGAUAGAGAUUGCGAGAGUGAAGAUAGUCAGAGAGCUGAGAGAGUAUUUAACUUUUGCUGUUGAGUCCUUUAUUUUUAAAAAAAAUUCUAAUGUUUAAAAUUUGAUGUUAAACCUUUGAUUUUUAGCUAUUGGUUUUACAAAAUUCUGAUGUUUAACUUUGGGUGUUUAACUUUCAGGAGACCACGAGAAACGUCUCAUCUACGAUCUGUUUGAGAAGAACGGCUACAACCCUCUCAUCAGGCCAGUGGUCAACACGAACGAUACCCUGGACAUCCAGUUUAACCUGGCCUUGAGUCAGAUCAUCAAUGUGGUCAGUUGUCCUAAUCUGGACUUAGAUUUAAUUUUCACUGUCCAUUUCUGGCUUCAUCCAUGGGGGUGGAGUUAUUUACACAAUCAACCGUUUCAUUGUUUUGAUCACUAUAAAUAGGUUAAUAUAUUAAUGACUUCAAUAUUUUGACAAUUAUUAAAUUAUUUUUUAUCAACUUUGCUUUUGUUGAUGGCUGGUAAAAAUCUUCGGCUAAUUGAGCCACUUACCGUCAACCUAUCUAGCUGAAAAUCGACACACAAUCUCGUUGACAACACUUUCUAUCAAAUUUUUAGCCCCAGCCAACGCCAACCCCCCCCCCCCCCCCCCCCCCCCCCAAAAAAAAAAAAAACAGUUUCUCCUGUUUUCAAGGGGAAGAUGACGGAAAUAUAACGACACUGAUUUCACGAAAUUAAAUUCCCGAUAACUACGCUAAAUGAGAUUUUUUUUUUUUCAAUAUUGCAAGCGCCUUUGGUGCAUAAUAUUUUUUUUUUUUCCUGAAAUAGUUGGUGAAAUGAAUGUGCCGUGUAAAAGCACGUAAGACCGAGCCUUGGAAAAAAGGGGGGUGGGGAGAGAGAGAGAGAGAGAGAGACAGAGAGACAGAGAGACAGAGAGAGAGACAGAGACAGAGAGAGACAGAGACAGAGAGAGAGAGACAGAGACAGAGAGAGUGAGAGAGAGACAGAGAGAGAGACAGAGAGAGAGAUAGAGAGAGAGAGAGACAGACAGAGAGACAGACAGAGAGACAGAGACAGAGAGAGAGAGAGACAGAGAGAGAGACAGAGAGAGAGAGACAGAGAGAGAGAGAGAGCAGAGCAGAGCAGAGCUCUCAUUGGAAUUCUUAUGAAAUGCGUUACUUAAAUUCAUUUGUCCAAUUUUAAGCCCCACCCCCAAGUGCUCAUUAUUACAUUUUCUAAGUGAUGUAUACGGGUUUGUUUAAUUCGAGGUUGUUUAAUUUUAAUUGUUUAAUUUUUUGUGUUGAAUAUUCAUAACAAUAUUUAAUAUUCUUGAACACACUCGAUGUAUCGUGGUAAAACCAGACAUGACAAUUGAGACUGUAUCGUAUUCACUUUUUCACUUAGAGCCCUAUUAAGACAUUUAACUUUUUCCUGCAGGAUGAAGUCAACCAAGUGAUGAAGACGAACGUGUGGUUACAAAUUGUAAGUUGAUUCAAUUAUUGUCCCACUCCCGCGCUCACCAUGAUAUACCCCACGCCCACGCUCACCAUGACAUACUCCAAAUGUGGAUGAUCUAAGUUAUUCUGAAACUGUAUCUCCAUAACAACCGUCGUCACUAGGUCCUUGAGUAUCACAGCGCCAAUAAUUAGAAAUAGUGUAUAAUGUAUGCAUCUUUUCAUCAAAUUUAGUCAAUGUCUGACCCCUUAUCUGAAAUAGACUAAAUACUUUUUGUAGUAAACAUUGUUAAAAAGGAGAAGGCUCAUUAUAUAGUAAACAUUGUUAAAAAGGAGAAGGCUCAGAGUAUAGUAAACAAUGUUAUAAUAGAGAGAGCACAUUGUAGAGUAAACUUUGUUAUAAUUUAGACGAUUAAUCAGUCAGAAAAAGAAAAUUGGUGGGGAAAGAAACAACCUAGAAAUCAGUGAAGCGCCUGGGAAAGCCUCCAAGUUAUGAGAAAAAGACAUUUGCAUUUAUUUUUUCUUUAAAUUUCAGAACAAAUGGAAGAAGAGUAAUGAGUUUUCUCUCAGCUAAAGAUAUUUUUUUAUCUUGAAUGGAUCUGUGUAUUUUGUGUUUGAUGUUCAGUGUUUGCAGGAAGUGGAGAUGGGAAUCGAACUGAAACCGAACCGAAUACAGCGAACUCAAACUCUCCUGGUGACCGAAUCCGAACUCCAACGUCACUGAGUACGAACCAACCCGAACCUACUAUCACAAAAAAAAAAAUUAGAACUGACACUGCUUUAAUAAUGUGGCACAUCACUUCUCACGUCAGAAAUGCUUAUAACUAGAGAAUCCAAUUUGCAAAAAAAAAAAAAAAAAAAAAAAAAAAAAAAAAAAAAAAAAAAAAAAAAAAAAAAAAAAAAAAAAAAAAAAAAAAAUUAGACCAAAAUGAUUUUUUUUUUUAAAAAAUACCCCCCACCCAUCUCUCACCCACUCUUUCACGCAAAGGCUUCAUUUUGUAGUAAAGUGCGACAAAUUGAACUACAUCAUUAUAUGGCCUACUUUUGUUCAUGCAGUGACAGAAACUCGCUAAAAACAAACAAAAUUAGAUACCUGGAGGCACCUAUUUAUGUAUCCAUCAAACACAUUGUUUACAGUUGACAACACCUGGAUGAUGCGAGAUAUACGAGGGGUGGAGAGGGUGACAAAACGCCGCUGUAGUGCGGUGAUCCAACAAGCAGUGGCGUAGCUAACCCUAGCUACGCCACUGUCUAACAGAUAAACAAUUUCUUUGUUUUACCCGACGCGCCGCUGUAAACCUAAUGCACAGAAACAGAUGCUAGAAAUGGUUUUGUUUAGUGUGGGGCGCUCAAAGGAUUGAUACUUCUUAUUUAUUAUGUCUUUUUAAUAUUUGGAAAAUCCCUCUCAAUAAGCUGAAAGAAAAAAAAAAUGGAAAAAAAUUUGUUUCCUUAUUUUCAUUUGAUUUUAGCGGCACACCCGUUUAGUUGUAAUUCUAUACAUCCCGAUGUCUUUCUAUUUUACUUUUGUUUCCUUUUUAGUGGGAAUGUUUAUAAAAACUCUGUUGAUUGUCGUUUAUAAUAAAUCUAAGAUAUAUUUAUUUCAUUUACAUUAAAACCAAAUGAAUUUCAAAUUACCGAACGCGCCGCAUUGCAGUGGGUGUUUGAACCGAAGCUAUAGUUGUUGAGUUGUUAGCGAAUUGAAGCUAUAGCUGUUGAGUUGUUAGCGAACCGAAGCUAUAGCUGUUGAGUUGUUAGCGAACCGAAGCUAUAGUUGUUUAGUUGUUAGCGAACUGAAGCUAUAUUUGUUUAGUUGUUAGCGAACCGAAGCUAUAGCUGUUGAGUUGUUAGCGAACCCAAGGUUUAGUUGUUAGCGAACCGAAGCUAUAGUUGUUGAGUUGUUAGCGAACCAAAGCUAUAGCUGUUGAGUUGUUAGCGAACCCAAGGUUUAGUUGUUAGCGAGCCCAAGGUUUAGUUGUUAGCGAACCCAAGGUUUAGUUGUUAGCGAACCCAAGGUUUAGUUGUUAGCGAGCCUAAGGUUUAGUUGUUAGCGAACCCAAGGUUUAGUUGUUAGCGAACCCAAGGUUUAGUCUUUGGCGAGUCCAAUGUUUAGUUUUUAGCGAGUCCAAGGUUUAGUUGCUAGCGAACCUAAGGUUUAGUUGUUAGAGAGUCCAAGUUUUAUUUUUUAGCGAACCCAAGGUCAAGUUGUUAUCGAACCUAAGGUUUAGUUGAUAGAGAGUCCAAGGUUUAGUUGUUAGCGAUUUCAAGGUUUAGUUUUUAGCGAGUCCAAGGUUUACUUGUUAGCUAACCCAAGGUUUAGUUUCUAGCGAAUCCAAGGUUUAGCUGCUAGAGAGUUCAAGGUUGAGUUGUUAGCGAUCCUAAGGUGUAGUUGUUAGCGAGUUAAAGGUUUAGUUGUUAGCGAGUCCAAGGUUUCGUUGUUAGCGAACCCAAAGUUUACUUGUUAGAGAGUCCAAGGCUAUUUGCUAGCGAGUCCAAGGUUUAGUUGUUAGCGAACUCAAGGUUUUGUUGUUAGUGAGUUUAAGGUUUAGUUGUUAGCGAGUCCAAGGUUUAGUUACUAGCGAACCCAAGGUUUUGUUGUAAGCGAGUCCAAGGUUUAGUUUUUGCGAGUCCAAGGUUUAGUUACUAGCGAACCCAAGGUUUUGUUGUAAGCGAGUCCAAGUUUUAGUUGUAAGCGAGUCCAAGGUUUAGUUGUAAGCGAGUCCAAGGUUUAGUUGGAAGCGAGUCCAAGGUUUAGUUGGAAGCGAGUCCAAGGUUUAGUUGUAAGCGAGUCCAAGGUUUAUUUGUAGGCGAGUCCAAGGUUUAGUUGUAAGCGAGUCCAAGGUUUAGUUGGAAGCGAGUCCAAGGUUUAGUUGUAAGCGAGUCCAAGGUUUAUUUGUAGGCGAGUCCAAGGUUUAGUUGUAAGCGAGUCCAAGGUUUAGUUGCUAGCGAACCCGAAACAAACCGUGGUGAUGACCGAAUCCGAACCAAAACGAUCUUCUAAGAGGAUUCGAUUUCCUUCUAUAGCAAGGAGGGACAUGGAAUAAGAUCUUUCAAUAGAAUGUUUUUAAUGUUGAGUUGUUUUUAUUUCAAUUAGCCAAGUGCAUUGAAUGUCUCUUUAAAUGGCAUUCAUCAAAAUAUAAUUCAUUAACAGCAUUCUUGAAAAAUAAAAAAAAAUAAAUAAAAAUAAUAACUAUAAAAAUAAUGUAAAAAUAGUUGCGUGUGUAAACAUGCUAGCUUUUAAAAUAGCACAAGCAUUUUCUGGGAACCACUUCCGGGUAUUUUCCUGAUCUUGCCGUUCUUUCGAUUCCUGGAAUUAUCGCGCCUUGACGAAAUGAACAAAACAAAAUCCGUAAUAUCUCAUCUUGUGUUUAUUAAUAACACAAAGACAAGGUGACAUUUGGUAAUUUCAGCACGAAUUGUCCACAUCAUUCAGAAGUUUCAAUGAUAUUGGUCACGAUCACAACGAAAUAAAUAUCAUGAAAUGUAAAUCAAUGUUUCGAAAAAAAAAAUAAUCAAAAGUUUUUUUUUUUUUUUUUUUUUUUAAAUCAUAAGAAAAUGUAAAAUAACCCUAAAAAGGAAAAACAAGGUGAAGGUUAAUUUUUAGCCCCAGUCUGUAACCACCUUGUUACCCAGGUUUUUAAAAAAAAAAAAAAAAAAAAAAUAAAACAAUUUUUAAAAAAAAAAAAAAAAAAAAAAUUUUUUUUUUUUUUUUUUUUUUUAAAUCAUACGAAAAUGUCAAAUAACCCUAAGAAGGAAAACCAAGGUGAAGGUUAAGUUUUAGCCCCAGGCUGUAACCACCUUGUUAGCCAGGUUUUGUAGAGCGAAGGAUUGUAUCUUCCGUUGGGAGCACUCUGUGGCACGCGUGAUUAGCCCCCGUCCACGGUUGAUUUUCUUCACAUCACAAUGAAGGAGAACCCUAGAGGGCGCCGCUACAAGCCUUCUCAAGCACAGUCAGCUCUAUCUGAGCCGGCUAAGUUGAUGGAUGAAAACGGAAACGUCAAGCUGUGAGUCGCUCUACAUCUCUGGAUAUUCCAAUUACCGAGUUCAAGCACACUGGGAAAGGAUUCUGAGGGUUCUGGAAUACGACUUAAAGACAUAUUUCAUACCAAUGACCGCAAACGUUAUUGGAGGCUCUCAAAUUGAUAAACCCCAAAAACCAUUGUAAAUCCAUUACACCUACAAGCAUAUUUUUCGUUAAUUUGUUUGAAAUGACGACUUUUCGGUUUAAAAAAUAAGACAUACAUAGAUACACGAACGAUUAGUGUUAAGAGUCAAUAAAACUUUUUAAAAACAUUACCAAAUUUUACAAAAAGUUUUAUUGCAAGAAAUAAAAUGACAUAAUCGGCAUAUAACCGGACCCGACAAAAAAAACUGAACAGUUGGUAAAAAUAAAAAGAGUUUCAUAAACCCCAUACAGAUCCGGGUAUUUUGAGACAAUACCCGGGGAGUCCGAGUCCGGGUGUUAAAAAAUGAGUUAUCUUCUAAUUAUCUAAUGUGUUCCACCCAAUGGCGAGAAGUGGAAAUUCCAUGUAUAGAGGCAGUAGCUAUCACUAACGUAUCAAAGUUGAAGGCCUCAAAACACUAAUAGCUCAAUAAUAGAAUCCCAACCCAGCGGUUCUCAAUCUUUUUAGUACCACAACGCCUCUAUAAUAUUUUCAAAAUUGUGGCAACCCUAAGCAGAUUUAUACCUUGAAAUUGAGAAGGGGGGAGGGCAAAGCUUUAUGGAAGAUAAAAGUGUAGAGGGGGGUGGGGUGGAGGACAGCAGAAAUACGGACCUUGGCUUAGAAGCUGAAAACUUUUAAACUUUAGUGGGGGGGGGGGGGGGAAUAAAAAAACAAAGAACUAAUAAACUUAAAAUCUUUAAUAACGAUACUUCUUUUUUUUUAAUGAAGCUUUAGUUUAGCUAGAGUAAAGUAACAAUACAAAAAACUAGUCGGAUAUCUAUAUAUAAUAUUUCAAUAUUCAUUUUGAAAAUUCAAUUAAUAAAAGAUACAGUUGAUACAUACAACCGCCACCACGAUUGUUCCACUUCUUCAAUGAAUGUUAAAUGACAUUAAUGAGUUAUUGAGUUAUCUGACAGAACUAAGAAAUUAUCAACAACAACCACAGCAAAAAAUUGUCUAAUUAGCUUCAUCAGCCAGAUAGAAUGUGAAAUGAGAUAUUAAUUGUAAAGAGGCAGUGCCAUGGUCAUCACCAAAGAUAUGUACGCUGAUAAGACAAAUCAUUCAACACAAUUACAUGCUAAAAUUAUAAAAGUACAUUAUUAUUUAAAGAGCUUUGCCGUUUCAUUUAACUUACAUUUGGUUUCAUUGAGCUUAAAUUUGGUUUCAUUUCGCUUACAGUUGGUUUCAUUUAGCUUACAUUUGGUUUCAUUUAGCUUAUAUUUGGUUUCAUUGAGCUCACAUUUGGUUUCAUUUAGCCCAUUUAUGGUUACACGUAGCUGAAAUUUUGUUUCAUUUAGCUUACAUUUGGAAUCAUUUAGCUUACAUUUGGUUUUACUUAGUUUACAUUUGGUUUCAUUUAGCUUAUAUUUGGUUUAAUUUAGCUUAAAUUAGGUUUCAUUGAGCUCACAUUUGGUUUCAUUUAGCUUAUUUAUGGUUACAUUUAGCUUAAAUUUGCUUUCAUUUAGCUUUAAUUCGGUUACAUUUAGCUUACAUCUGCUUUCAUUUAGCUUACAUUUGGUUUCAUGUAGCUUACAUUUGAUUUUAUUUAGCUUGCAUUUGGUUUCAUUUAGCGUACAUUUGUUUCAUAUAGCCUACAUUUGGUUUCAUUAAAAUUACAUUUGGUUUCAUUUAGCUUAUAUUUGGUUUCAUUUUGUUUGCAUUUUGUUUUAGUUAGCGUUCAAUUGGUUCCAUUUAGCUUACAUUUGGUUUCAUUUAGCUUACAUUUGGUUUCAUUUAGCUUACAUUUGGUUUCAUUUAGCUUACAUUUGGUUUCAUUGAGCUCACAUUUGGUUUCAUUUAGCCCAUUUAUGGUUACAUGUAGCUGAAAUUUUGUUUCAUUUAGCUUACAUUUGGUUUCAUUUGACUUACAUUUAGUUUCAUUGAGGUUUAAUUUGGUUUCAUUGAGCUUAAAUUUGGUUUCAUUUAGAUUACAUCUGGUGUCAUUUAGCCUACAUUUGGUUUCAUUAAGCUUACAUUUGGUUUCAUUUAGCUUAUAUUUGGUUUCAUUUUGUUUGCAUUUUGUUUUAGUUAGCUUUCAAUUGGUUCCAUUUAGCUUACAUUUCAUUUCUUUUAGCUUAUAUUUGGUUUCAUUUAGCUUACAUGUGGUUUCAUUUAGCUUACAUUUGUUUUUUUUUAGCUUACAUUUGGUUUCGCACCAAUUGCUAGUCAGUUUUUUAUAUUUUUCAUUUAAUUUAGGUAAAGUGUAAAAAUAAAAGUACGUAAAAUAAAUGUACAGGUUCUGUACAUGCACUUUGCAUUUGUUGCCCAUUGGAUGGAACACUCAUAGAAAAUAAGAAGAUGAGUCUUUUUUUAUCACCCAGUUCCGUUUUUUAUUUUGUCCGGGUAUGUGUCGAUUAUGUUGAUACUCGGAAUUUCUGAAUAUCCGGGUUAGUACUUGGCUCAGUACCUGGCUCAGUACGAACACAGAUGUCAUAGUUUAAAUAAUCAGAAAAUAAAUAGCCUACAAUUAAAUACCACAACUAUAACCAUUUUUCAUGUAAGUUAAAAGAGCCCCCCUCCCCCUUCCACGCGAUGGAGGCCCAUUCCAUAAAGUACCGCUUUAGUUUCGUGAGUUAGGGGGGCCUAUAAAAAUCUUUCAGGUAAAUAAUGGAGUUAUUUUAAUUUAAAAGUUGACCCAUUAAAAUCGAUUUAAAAAUGCCAGAGAUCUAGCCUUUUAAAUGAUCGAAAAUUCUAGACCGGCCCUGAAUAGCUUGGAUAUUAUUAGUUUUAAAUCCACCGAUAUUUCAAUUUGGUCUAUAAAGGGUAUUGCUACCAAGCUAGGCCAAGAUCGAUCAAUUCACAUAGAACCUAUGGUGUUGUCUAAGCCUAAAGUUAUUUAUAAUUAUUAUAUAAGAAACAACGAAAUGAAUGCCCCGGCCCCAAUGGAAUGGCUAUAAUGAGUUCAGUACCCUUCGGUCUUUGAAUAAGGAUAAUCAAGUGUAUUUUUGUCUAAGUUUGGUCAAGAUCAAUGCUUUUAUGUACGAGUAAUUGUUGGCAAUUUGAUUCAUAUAGCUCAUAUUAUGAAAAAAAACGAAUUUAGGGCUUCCGGCCCAGAACGGAACAUUUUUCAAGGUUAAAUACCCCCACGCAUUUGAUUUUGGAUAAUGAUGGACAUGCGUGCUAACAUUGGUGAAGAUCAAUCAAUCCAUGUAAAAAACAUAUGUAGAACACACAUACAAAUCCCAAACAUUUUCACGUUUAUAGAUAGAAAUGAUAUGAUAUGAAAUGAUAGAUGGAAAAUGACAUUGGGAAUUGGGGAACCCCUACCCAGAAAGGGAUACAAGUUAUGUGUUCAAAACCCUCUAGUGUUUCAAUAUAGAUAUUCAAGUGCUGCAGGUGUACCAAGUUGAAACAUUAAAUGCAGAAAUAAUUGCAACAAUAACCUAAACAAUAACUUUAACAAUAACGUUCAUAAUAACUGGUAGAUGAGAUAUAUAGCAUUACUCUUGGCGACCGUAAAGACUGCAUAUAAUUUACCAUAACAAGGAUUGAGUUCUAUUAUAAUUGCCAAUGAUAUCCUUGCUUGUAUCAUACUGAAAGUGAACGAUUUUAUUAAUUGCAGUUCAUGUUAGUUUUGCUUAGUUUUAAACUUGAAAAUUGCCCAUUAAUUUAAAACUUCUUAAAGUAAUCAAAUGUAAGUGCAUCAUUGUUUCGUUGUCAAAGAUUAACGUUUCUAGUUUUUUUAAUUGUAAAAAAAUAAAAAAAUCAAUUUUAAUUAAUGAUAUCUUUUGACUGACGUGUAACCUUGUGAAUGGUUGAUUUGAUCGGGUCAACAUUGUGAGUGAUUAAAGGGCGACGAAUGAAUGAAAAGUCAAGCUGUGAGUGAUUAAAAUAUGUCCCUAUAACCUCGUCAGUAUUGGAAGGACUACCAGCUGGAGUGGGACCCGGCCCUCUACGGCAACAUUGACUCAAUCAGGAUCAAACCAGAGAAAGUCUGGGUGCCGGAUUUCGUGCUUUUCAACAAGUAAGUCUGCCUCUGUGCGAGUCUGCGCGCCAUCCUCUUUGUUGAGUCUGUCUUCCUCUCUGCUCUCUGUCUGCAUGCCUCGCCGUAAAUAUGUCUGCACGUCUCAUUGCGAUUCUGCUUGCAUUCGGUGGGGGUGCUUAAUCUCGCUACACUUUGUUAACUGUUGAUUCCCAGCAUUUAAAGACAUAAGAAAGGCAGAAAAGAAAAACGUAUUUAUUUAAAACAAAACUUUUUACAUUUUCAUUUUCCUUAAAGUAAAUUAACAAGUUUUUAUUUUCAAAAAUCCAGUCAUUUAAUGAGAUCACGAAUCAGGCCGCCAAGCAACAGGCAAGACAAGAAAGCUGGUUUAAGCAACAACUUUCUUCACUCUACAAAAAAACAAAACAAAAAAGCUUUAUUAUAUUUAUUUUUUUAACACAGACGAUUUUUUUUGGGGAAUGUCGCACUGUCUAACAUAUGUAUCAACAGAAGUUAUCCGGCUAUAUAUGUAUUAGUUUUUAGACUUCGUUUGAAUUUCAAUGCAAAUAUUUAACAACUUUGGUAAAGGGACGUCCGCAGAAGUCGAUAUCAAAUUGACUAUUUGCACUACAUUUGAUUUGAUUGGACGAGAGGGGUCAUGACGCGUUCGACAUGUUUGUUUCAACAAGUGAACAGCCGUUUGUUUACAAAGGUACACACGGAUUGAUGACGCCAUCGUCGAAAUUUUGUAAUACUAUUUAAAAGUGAGGUAAAAAAAAACAACAACAGAGACUUUGUUGCAGAACUGUUGUCUUCUUGAUUGUUAAGAUUAUUCAGUUGAAGGUCAGGGUGGACGAGAAAUGUAAAAAUAUAAUACGGAGCUAAUGGUGAACGGACGCAAUAUUGAAAAAGAUGUGGCCCUGGAAGCAUAGGUCAACUUCAACCAGGUAUGCCAAAUGUUUGACGAGUACACUAUAUAAAAAAAAUAUACCUCAUGCAGUAGCUAAUGAACGAGCUGUUUGAUGGGCAGAGUGGCGGGCAGUUUGGUGGGCAGAGUGGUGGGCAGUUUGGUGGGCAGUUUGGUGGAGAGUGUGUUGGGCAGUUUGAUUAAAUUUGGUUGGCAGUUUGAUGGGAAAUUUGAUGGGCAGUGCAGCUGGCUGUUUGAUGGGCAGUCUGAUGGACAUUUUGGUGAGUUGUUUGAUAAGCAGUUUGGUGGGCAGUUUGAUGGGAAGUUUACUGGGCUGUUUGAUGGGCAGUUUGAUGGGCAAUCUGAUGGGAAAUUUAAUGGACAGUUUGAUUGGCAGUUUGGUGGGCAGUUUGUUUGGCAGUGUGGAAGGCAAUUGAUGGGAAGUUUGGUAGGUAGUUUGAUGGGCAGUCUGAUUGACAGUUUGGUGUGCUGUUUGAUGGUCAGUUAGGUGGGCAGUUUUGUGGGCAGUUUGAUGGGCAGUUUAGUGGGCAGUUUUUGGACAGUGUGGAAGGCUAUUGAUGGGCAGUUUGAUGGACUGUUUGACGGGCAGUUUGGUGAGAUGUUUGAUGGGCAGUGUGGGUGGCAGUUUGGUGGGCUGUUUUAUGGGCAGCUCUGAUGGGAGUUUGGUGGGCUGUUUGAUGGGCAUACUGAUGGAUAUUUUGGUGGGCUGUUUGAUAGGCAGUUUGAUUGGAGUUUGGUGGACAGUUUGGUGGGCUGUUUAAUGGGCAGACUGAUGGAUAUUUUGGUAGGCAGUUUUGAUGGGCUGUGUGGUGGGAUGUUUGGUGGGCUGUUUGAUGGGCAGUUUGAUGGGAAGAUUGGUGGGCUCUUUGAUGGGCAGUCUAAUGCACAGUUUGGUGGGCUGUUUGAUUGGCCGUUUGAUGGGCAGUAUGGCGGUUGUUUCGCGGGAUAUUUGAUGGGCACAUUGGUGGGCAGUUUUGUGGACAGUUUAUUAGGAAGUUUAUUGGGCAGUUUAUUGGGCAGUUUAUUGGGCAGUUUAUUGGGCAGUUUAUUGGGCAGUUUGAUGGGCAUUGUGGUGGGCAGUUUGAUGGGCAUUGUGGUGGCCAGUUUGAUGUGCUUUUUGUUGGGUAGUUUGUUGGGCAUUUUAAUGGGAAGUGUAGUGGCCAAUUUAGUGGGCUGUGUGGUGGGCCGUUUAAUUGGAAGUUUUAUGGGCAGUUGGCUUGGCAUUUUGAUAGGCGGUAUGAUGGGAAGUCUGAUUAGCACUUUAUUGGGCAGUUUGGUUGGCAGUUUCAAUGCAGUGAGAAGGCCAGUUGAUAGGCGAUUCGUAGAGCAGUGUGAUGAUCAGUUUGGUGGGCUUUUUGAUGGGCAGUUUGAUGGGCAGUUUGAUUGGAAGUUUAUUGGGAAGUUUAAUAGGCAGUUUGGUGAGAAGUUUGAUGAGCAUUUUAGUUUGGAGGGAAUUUGAGUUGACAGUUUAGUGGGCAGUUUGAAUAGCAGUUUGAUGGGCAUUGUGGUGGGCAGUUAGGUGGGCUGUGGUGGGAAGUUUGAUAAGGAGUUUUGUGGGCUCUUUGAUUGGCAGUUUGGUGGGAAGUUUGUUUGGCAUUGUGGUGGGAAGUCAAUGGAAGUUUGAAGGGCAGUUUGGUUUGAAGUUUAAUUGGCAGUUUGUGAGUAGUUUUUUGGGCAUUUAAGUGGGCAGCUUGAAGGAAAGGUUGGUGGGCAGUUUGGUGAGAAGUUUAUGGGACAUUUGAUCGGCAGUGUGGUGGGCAGUUUGGUGGGAAGUUAGAUUGGCUGUUUUUUUGUCAGUUUAUUGGGCAGUUGCGUGGGCAGUGUGGUUGAUAGUUAUUUUCGCAGUGAGGAGGGCAGUUGAUGGGCAGUUAAUGGGCAAAACGUGGGCAGUUAGAGCGCAGUUUUAUGGGUAUAUAUAUGGGCAGUUUGGUGAAAGUUUGGUGUUAGGUUUGGUGGGCAGUUUAUUGGGCAUAUUGAUGGGAAGUGUGGUGGGCAGUUUUAUGGGCAGUCUCGUGGACAUUUUGAUGGGCAGUUAAGUGGGAAGUUUGAUGGGCAUUUGGUGGGCAGUAGUUUUAUGGGCUGUUUUGUGGCCUGUUUUGUGGGAAGUUUGAGGGGCAGUUUGGUGGGCACUUUAAUGGACAAAUUUAUUUCAUAUUUGCUGGGCCGUUUGAUGGACAGUUUUGUUGGGCAGUUUAGUGGGCUGUGUGGUGGGAAGUUUGAUGGACUGUUGGAUGUGCAUUUUGAUGGGCAGUUUUAUGGGCAGUAUGUUUGGCAGUUUGUUAGGCAGUUUAGUGGGCAGUUAGGUUGGCUGUUGUUUACGCAGUGAGGAGGGCAGUUGAUGGGCAGUUUGUAGGCAAACUUACUGCCUCUGACACUAAUAUUACUUUCGACAAACUUACAGCCUCUGAAAUUAAUACUACUCUCGACAAACUUACUGCCACUGACACUCAUACUACUCUCGACAAACUUACUGCCUCUGAAAUUUAUACAACUCUCGACAAACUUACAGCCACUGACACUAAUACAACUCUCGACAAACUUACUGCCUCUGAAAUUAAUACGACACUCGACAAACUUACUGCCUCUGAAAUUAAUACUACUCUCGACAAACUUAUUGCCUCUGACACUAAUACUACUCUCGACAAACUUACUGCCUCUGAAAUUAAUACUACUCUCGACAAACUUAUUGCCUCUGACACUAAUACUACUCUCGACAAACUUACUGCCUCUGAAAUUCAUACAACUCUCGACAAACUUACAGCCACUGAUACUAAUACAACUCUCGACAAACUUACUGCCUCUGAAAUUAAUACGACUCUCGACAAACUUACUGCCUCUGACACUAAUACUACUCUCGACAAACUUACUGCCUCUGACACUAAUACUACUCUCGACAAACUUACUGCCUCUGACACUAAUACUACUCUCGACAAACUUACUGCCUCUGACACUAAUACUACUCUCGACAAACUUACUGCCACUGACACUAAUACUACUCUCGACAAACCUACUGCCUCUGACACUAAUACUACUCUCGACAAACUUACUGCCUCUGACACUAAUACUACUCUCAACAAACUUACUGCCUCUGACACUAAUACUUCUCUCGACAAACUUACUGCCUCUUACACUAAUACUACUCUCGACAAACUUACUGCCUCUGACACUAAUACUACUCUCGACAAACUUAUUGCCUCUGACACUAAUACUACUCUCGACAAACUUACUGCCUCUGACACUAAUACUACUCUCGACAAACUUUUUGCCUCUGACACUAAUACUACUCUCGACAAACUUAUUGCCUCUGACACUAAUACUACUCUCGACAAACUUACUGCCACUGACACGAACACCACUUUCGACACACUGACUGCCACUCACAAGCCAGGACUUUCACAUUUCACAUUACUUCGAUAACUACAGAUUUGUCAACAAAACUAUCUCACCAUUUCUCACCCUGAGGUCACGCAGUAAUUAAACUGCUCACUUGUCUAUUGACCUCUCACAACCCGACCAUUGUCACUUCCGGCUAGCAACAGGAUGGCGGAAUACAAAUAUGACAAAAGCACUAAAAAAAAAGGAAAGAAAUGGGAACUUUAGAGACAAAAUAACUUGAAGAAAUUUACAGAGUUGUACAACAUACACUAAAGACUUUAUCCAAAAUGAGAAUGUAUGUUUUUUUAAUAAGUAUAAUUCAUUUUGUGAGAUGUUAAAAUACAACUUAACAGCUUCUUAUACCGACAUCAUGUUUAAUAUCUUCAUAAUCCUACAACUAUUGUAUCGACCCAUUGUCUUGUAAGCAUGCCACAAAACACGGGUAAAACAUCAGAAAGUGUCUAAAUCGCACGUGAAGACUGGUCCUGGUGGGCCACGCAAAAGAGGUCAUUACGUGAUCGAAUGGGUAGAAAAUCAGAUACAGCAAACUUGACGUAGUUUGCGUAAGAGAACAGUGAGACAUACAAAAACACUGCUGGUCAUCCACGGCAUCCUCGUCUUUUCCAGUGGUCUUGUCUAAGUCUCGCCAAGGGAUCGAAAACGGCAAGGAUGAUAUAUAUAUAUACAUAGAGAGAGAGAGAGAAUGAGAGAGAGAGAGAGAGGCUGAGGAAUUGCGGAACUCUCCCUCACUUUAAUCAAAAUAAUGCACGUGUCAGUAUUAUUACCUCUCGGUAUCUAGGUUACCUUACUUAAGACCACCAUUGUUUUUCUAAAAUGGAGGUGGAGGAUAGAAGAAGUGCUUCAAACACAACACAAAAAAUCCGUGGAAGAUCAAACCAAAGACGCUAAAUGUUGGUGCCUGGAAUGUGCAAACUUUGAUGGAUAGCCCCAAAAGGAAUCAGUUAAGAUCUGUGAAGUGCACUGGUUUCUAUAAAGCUCGUAAGAUACAAUACCGACAAAGCCGCACUAUCACAAACACGCCUUCCAGAAAUCAAAGUCAACUUACAGAGCUUGGGGGUGGGUACACUUUCUUCUGGCGAGGCUGCUGCUAUAACGAACGACGAGAAGCUGGUGUUGGCUUUGCCAUCAAAACAAGCAUUGCCCGCACACAGUCGGAAUUACCAGAAGUCAUCAUUGACUGUUUGAUGACACUUCAACUCCCUUUUCCAAACAAAAAGGAGCCACUCUCAUAAGUGAUAAUGCUCCAGCGAUGCACAAUUCAGAGGAAACCAAAAAAAAAACAAAAACAAAAAACGAAGAACUAAACAAUGUCACUCCGAAAUCUCCAAAUUCUGAGAAGCUCGUUAUCCGUGGGGACUUCAUUGUUAGAGUUGGAACAGACCACCAUAUAUGGGAAGGGGCUAUCGGAAGACAUGGCCAUGGAAAGUGUAACAGCAAUGGUCUACUGCUCCUGACCUGUGCAUGACACAUGACUCCACUAUCGCAAACACGCUUUACCGCCUUCACACUGCCUGGAUGCAUCCGCGUUCAAAACACUGGCACAUGAUUGACCGUGGUAUCCCCAGAAAGAAUGUCAUACACGAUGCUAGAGUAACCAAGGCUAUGUGUGGCGCUGAAUGCUGGACCGACCAUCGACUAAUAAUGUCCAAAUUAAAGUUUCAUGUCUUACCCAUGAAAAUACCUCAAACAAGAAAUUUAAAACAAAGCAAGAGAAAGUCCAAAUAAAGAUGAAGUCAGGAGGACAAUCUAGCAACUCUCCUCAAAUAAAGACAAAUGUAAAGAUGCAAUGCCUGUUGAAAUCUAAAAAGCAGAGGCCCUUCCUGAUAAAUAGACUGGCGGAUCUAUUUGAGUCGAUAUUGAAAGAUGAUACUGUCCCUAAGCAAUUCAAUGAUGAUAAUAUAAUCCGCAUAUAUAAGCAAAAGGAUACUCACAAAACCAGUGACAACUAUCGAAGCAUUUCUUUCCUUCCAUAGAUGGGGAGAACUUGGUCAGAGUCCUGCUCAAACGUUUACAACUAAACCUUGAACACAGACUACUUCCUGAAAGCCAAUGUCUAUUCCUGGGCACAGCUGACAUGAUAUUUGGUGCACACCAGCUAAAGGAAAAAUGUCCAGAGCAACAUAGCAGCCUGAUCAUCCCCUUUGUCGAUUUGAACGAAGCAUUUGACUCAGUCACUAGAUAUGGCCUGUCGAAGAGCAUGGAGAAGUUGCUGCCCGAGCAGAUUUAUGACAAUAGUAAGACUCCUCCAUGAUGGUAUGACGAUCAUUGUGAUGUAUUCUGGUGAUGAGUCAGUUGCUUUGCCUCUAACUAAUGGCGUAAAACAAGGCUGUGUUUUCGCCCAAACACUACUUAGCAUGGUAUUCUCAGCUAUGCUGAAUUAUGCUUUUCUUGACGAUCAUGACGGCACUCCUAUUAUAAUCCUCUCACAUGAUUUAAAAUCCCACACAUAGUUUAAUAAUCCACACACACUCUAAUCAUCCUAAAUCACAGUUUCAUAUUUUACCUCAAAGGAAGAGUCUCCUAAUACCCCCCCCCCAAACCAGACCACUCAGAGUCAUUUUGUAUCCUUACUACAUACACGCAGACGGAGGGCUAUUUAGUCUUUGGAGACUGCAAGCUACUACGAAAGUUAAAGAAAUGGCUAUUCGAUACCUCUUCUUUGCUGAUGACUGUGCCUUCAAAAUAUAAGCUUAGAAAUGAAAAUACAGCAAAUUCUUGAUCACUUUGCUUAGCCCUGUGACAAUUACGGCCUCGCCAUGAAUACAAAAAAAAAAAAAAAAAAAAAAAAAAAAAACCAACAACACACAAAACAAAAAAAAAAAAAAAAAAAAAAAAAAAAAAAAAAACAGAGAUCUUGCACCAGCCAGCUCCAGGAAAAGCUUAUAAAAGAACUUAAAAUAUUAGUGAAGGGACAGAAUCUGCAAGCAGUUGAAAGAGAAUCACAUAUUUGUACAGCCCCCUCUCCAGGUCAGUAACAAUAGACGAUGAGAUCCAUAAAUGAAUUUCCAAAGCAAAUGCUGAAUUUGAAAGGCUCCGCAGGAGUGUAUGGGAGCGAAGGGGCCCCAUCUUGUCACUAAGCUAAAGGUAUAUUGGGCAAUCAUAUUAACAUCACUCCUAAAUUCUAUUGAGACGUGGACAGUGUACUGUAAAGCAUGGCAAACCUCUUGGCAGUUCAGAGUCGCUGAUUUUUUAUCAGCAUCCACAUGCUUCUACAAAAGGGACAAGCCAGAUGGGCAGGACAUUUGCAAGAAUGCAGGACAGCAGACUUUUCAAACAACUAAUUUUCGAUAAACUCUCCAAUGAGAAACGCCAAGAAAAAACGCUUUAAGGACUGUCUAAAAGCGUCACUUAAAUACAUUGGCAUUGACCUUGAUUUGUGUGAGACAUUGGCAAAGGACCGUGCCCGAUGGCGUGGCAAGCUCACUGUAGGAGCACAAACCUCAGAGAAUAAGCAUCCCACUCAAGCCCAGAGAAAGCGCAUGCCAACAGAAAGCAGCAUAGACUCAAAUCCAACUAGGACCCAAAGCAACGUGUUUCCUACGUGCGGGAAAGCUUUCCAGGCACACAGGACUGGUGGGCCAGCUGCGUACUCACUGUGUAUAAUAGCCUUGGUCAUCUUGGCAGGCCACCUGCAUACUCACUGUGUAUAAACCCUUGGUCAUCUAGGGAGGCCACCUGCAUAUUCUGCAUAUUAUGCAUAUUCACUGUGGAUUAUAGCCUUGGUUAUCUGGGCAACCCACCUGCAUAUUCACUGUGGAUAAUAGCUUUGGUCAUCUUGGCAGGCCACCUACAUACUCACUCUGGAUUAUAACCUUGGUCAUCUUGGCAGGCCACCUGCAUACUCACUCUGGAUUAUAACCUUAGUCAUCUUGGCAGGCCACCUGCAUAUUCACUGUGGAUUAUAACCUUGGUCAUCUUCGCAUGCAAAGGACGAAUGGCAACAAAGAACAACUAAUAAACAACCCAACCAAUCAAAACUGGCCCUCACAAAACGAUUCAACAACUCAUGAUCAAAACCAUUCCAUAAACAACUCGACUCCGCUAACAAACCCAGUUCAUAACACCAUCUUAGUCCAAUUCUCAUCUUAAGACCUGGGUAUAUUAUUAGUUACUAUGCAACUUAUUUGUAAAGCCCAAAUUAAGGGAAUUCCAGACGAGAACCGAAAGGGGUAAAAAAGUUUUGUAUCCCUUAAAUUGGGGCUUCAAUAUGAAAGAUAUUGGAUAAAUAACAAGUAAAUGGAAUUUUUCUUUUAAAAGAUUCAGUAAUAAACCUAUGAAACCGAUCAUUAGAAACAUGUUAUUUUCAAUCAAUACAAAAAAAUUACCUUUUAUCAAUACAAAAACACUCAAUUCAGUCACACAAAAAAAACCCCACUGCUUUCAGUCAAUACAAAAUCAUUACUUUCAAUUACUACAAAACAUUACUUUCCAUCAGUACAAAAACACUAUUUUCAAUCAAUACAAACACGAUUAUGCUGACUUGAGCUCAAAACUUGACUAUUUCUUUUAUUUCAGUGCCGAUGGCAACUACGAGGUGACCUACAAGUCCAACUGCGUCCUGUAUCACAACCAGGAGAUCAGCUGGAUCCCCCCGGCCAUCUACCACAGCUCUUGUUCCAUUGACGUCAUGUACUUUCCUUUCGACCAGCAGACCUGCGAGAUGAAGUUCGGCUCCUGGACGCACAAGGGCACGGCCCUGAAGUACAGUUUUUACCUGAACAUGAACAAACUCGACCUGACCGACUACCUGAAGAGCGGCAGCUGGGACAUCAUCGACUGCCCCGGGGACAUCGUCACCAUCACGGACCAGAUCACCGGGGAGGUCAAAGAUCAGAUCGUGUUCAAGUUCGUUCUACGACGGAAGACUCUGUUCUACACCGUCAACCUCAUCAUCCCGUGUGUGCUCAUCUCAUUCGUCAGCAUCUGCGUGUUUGCCCUGCCGGCAGAAGGCGGUGAAAAGAUAACAUUGUGCAUCUCCGUUCUGCUGGCUCUCGUCGUUUUUCUGCUCUUGGUCUCCAAGAUUCUGCCCCCGUCGCUUACAAUACCCCUCAUAGCCAAGUACUUGCUGUUCACGUUCAUCAUGAACCUGAUCGCCAUUUUUUUCACGGUCGUCAUCAUCAAUCGAAACUACAGGACGCCCAGGACACAUCGAAUGCCCCACUGGGUGCGCGUGCUGUUUCUCCGCGAGCUACCCCGCUACCUGUUCAUCAAGCGACCUGACCACAUGAAUCGCUGGGAAGGCAAGACCUUCACCCCUCCACCGUCAUUCCAUUCCACACCCGAGCCGAGACGCGUCAACGUUAAUCUGGGUCGAGACAAUGAUUUCCUGGAGCUGACGGAGGUGCACCACCCUCACUGUAAGCUCAGUUCCGUGGCGCACAACCACAAGGAGUGUUUGAGGGCACAAGGCAGCAGUGGCAGCAGUACAGGGGCGGAGAAGUCGUCGCGGUCAGUUCCCCUGUCCGGAGACGGGGAGGAGUCCAUGCAAUUCACCAUGACACCAGAGCUUCACAAGACAGUCGAGGCGGUCAAAUUUAUUUAUCAGCAUCUCAAGAAUGAAGAGGAAUAUGAGACUGUAAGUGGUGUAAGAGUAAAAUAUGAGACUGUAAGUGGUGCACGAGUAAACUAUGAGACUGUAAGUGGUGUAAGAGUACAAUAUGAGACUGUAAGUGGUGUAAGAGUAAAAUAUGAGACUGUAAGUGGUGCAAGAGUAAAAUAUGAGACUGAAAGUGAUGUAAGAGUAAAAUAUGUGACUUUAAGUGGUGUAAGAGUAAACUAUGAGACUGUAAGUGCUGCAAGAGUAAAAUAUGAGACUGUAUGUGGUGUAAGAGUAAAAUAUGAGACUGUAAGUGGUGUAAGAGUAAAAUAUGAACAUGUAAGUGGUGUAAGAGUAAAUAUGAGACUGUAAGUGGUGUAAGAGUAAAAUAUGAGACCAAGUGGUGUGAGAGUAAAAUAUGAGACUGUAAAUGGUGUAAGAGUAAAUUAUGAGCCUGUAAGUGGUGUAAGAGUAAUAUAUGAGACUAUAAGUGGUGUAAGAGUAAUAUAUGAGACUAUAAGUGGGAGUAAAAUAUAGUUCUGGGAGUGAAAGAUAUGAUAAUUUUUUUUAAAGAUACAAUGAUACUGUGUGUAUGUAUUUAGUAAGAAUAAAUUGUGAUAAUGAGUGUGUGUGUGGGGGGGGGGGAGUAAAUUAGGAGACUAGUCAUUUAGAUAAAAUAUGAAACUUUGAUAUAUGAUUAUUAAACUGUGAGUGGGGAGUAUUAGACUGUGUGGGGAGUAUUAGACUGUGUGGGGAGUAUUAGACUAUGUGGGGAGUAUUAGACUGUGUGGGGAGUAUUGGACUGUGUGGGGAGUAUUAGACUGUGUGGGAGCAUUAGACUGUGUGGGGAGUAUUAGACUGUGUGGGGAGUAUUAGACUGUAUGGGGAGUAUUAGACUGUGUGGGGAGUAUUACACUGUUUACGGUGCUACAAUAAAUAAAAUAAAUAACACACCGGCACGAAGUAAAACGUGUUGAUCACUCAUUACGACAUGGUCUGUUCUAUUUUGUUCAUAACUUUGUAUCUCUACCUUGUCUCACAGGUCCUUGAGGACUGGAAAUACGUUGCCAGAGUCCUGGACAGGCUGCUUCUUUUGAUCUUCCUGUUGGUCACUCUCAUCGGGACUGCCGGGAUCCUGCUGAACGCUCCUCACAUUCUGGAAUAUGUGGACCAGGACCAGAUCAUCCAAGGGUUGCUCGACUACAUAGCAAAGGCCAAAAAAUCUCAGACGGUUUAAAGUGGACAGAUUUUCAUCAUUUAAAAACUGAAUUAACUUUUGAAAAUAGUGUGGUACCGUAGUUAUGGAAUGGAUACAACGUCAUUAUGCACAGUAUACACAGUGAGUCUGAUUGAUACUAGAAUUCAAAAGUAAAAUUGUGAUGGUGUGAAGUGCCUCAUUAGGAUAGGUUCGAUAAUUUGAAGAUUGACAAGGGGAAAUAGUCCAAUGUAAUGUCCCAUUACUAAAAGAUUGUUAGUUUGUUAUGUUAUUUUAUAAUACUCAUCAGCGAUGCAUAAUAUGAUAUUAAAUCAGAUUAUUACAAGAUCAGUUGGUGCUGGACUGAGGCAAUCCAAAAUAACAUCUGGUGGUCUAGAGUUCAAUCCCCACCAAAGCCAAGACAAGCUAAAACAUCCACAGGACCCCGGGUGGAUGGAACUCGUUAACCUUGGACUCAUCUAAGAGGAGGCAAACUCUCACUUCGAACCCGGAGAUGGAGUCCCGUAGGCGGAUAACAUUGACACAAUGAAAACUCCUGCGACGCUAAUGGUGCCAAGCUGUAUCAUCCACACAUGAUGUUCCCAUGACAUCCAGGUGCCCGGAGAGUGGCGAUUCGCUGUCUGGGGAAGUAGCUUAUCAUCCUAAAGGAAAUCCCCAGGCUUUGUGAUUUCAACCUGCGAGGUCCCCACCAUUGUGUUGGGUUUGAUGUUUACAAAUGCAUCUAAGUCUUUGAUCUGUUGAUAUGUGAUCAUGAAAUCGUUGACCUGUUGAUAUGAGAUCAAUAAAUAGUUCAUA
Messenger RNA from Lymnaea stagnalis (great pond snail), 53040 nucleotides. Lineage: Eukaryota; Metazoa; Mollusca; Gastropoda; Lymnaeidae. The record is from the annotation of a GenBank genome assembly.